Messenger RNA from Coregonus sp. 'balchen', 50732 nucleotides. The record is from the annotation of a GenBank genome assembly. NCBI's taxonomy places the organism in Eukaryota, Metazoa, Chordata, Actinopteri, Salmoniformes, Salmonidae.
UACCUGUUCCAUUCUGACGCCCAAGGUUCUGUCCUACCCAGCACCGUCGCCAGGUGAGUUAGCGAAUCCCCGGGUUGGUACGUGUGGGCGGUGUCCAAGGAAUCCGUUAUCUGCAGUGAUGCUGAAAAUGUAAUGGAGAGAGUGCGUGUGUCAUUUGUCAGUAUUCACUGAGUCUAACUGCAUCUCUAUAGUAAAUACAUUCUAAGGAAUAGCAAGGGAGAGAGAGAAAGAGCUCUUUCUUAUUAACCACAGGGCUAGGGCCAUAGAAUGUGCCCUUAAAAUUUGAUGUGUUGAAAAGGUUAUCUGAUACGAGUGGAGAGGUGGACAUAGAGACGGGAUCAAUCAUCUAACUGCAUCUCUAUAGGUCAGUGUGUAUUUAAAAUGAGAAACCAAACAUGUGUUUUGUUUUGCUUCUUGUCUAUGGGCUAAUAAAUAGUUUGGUUAACCAGGCAACAUGACCCAGUGAGGAAAUGCCUGUCUGAUCCUUCAUUAGUGCUGCUGUGGGACUUUUUUAGGUGUUCUGAUGUCGUUUCUGAUGUUGACACAACAGGGUAGUAGUAAGAGUUGCCAAUCUGCAGACUAGUCUUGAGGUGUAGCUAAUUUAUACACAGCCAUACACGCUUAGAAAAAAAAGGUACUAUUUAGAACCUAAAAGGGUUCUUUGGCUGUCCCCAAAGGAUAACCCUUUGAAGAACCCUUUUGGUUCCAGGUAGAACCCUUUUGGGUUCCAUGUACAACCCUUUACACAGGGGGUUCUACUUGGAACCCAAAAGGGUUCUCCUAUGGGGACAGCCGAAGAACCCCUUCGGAACCCUUUUUUUCUAAGAGUGUACUGCUUAGUCAUAUCGAGGUUAGGUAUGCACUACACAGUCAUGGUACACUUUGGGGACAUAUUUUUAUUUAUUAUGAAAGUAAAACUUAAUUGAUAUGACUAUUAUUAUUACAAAUGAUAUUGUUUAUAGUAGUGGUAGGCUAGUACAUUACUGUAUAUAGAAAUAGCAGCAGUAGCUGCUGGUAGCCUAUAUCUGUUUGUGCUGGACUAGAUUGUUGUCUUUUGGAGAGUUCCUUGGGAUGGUAUGGAAUUCGAAAAAUCUGUAUUUGCCUAUCUAAUUUGAUGAAAUACUAUUUUUAAAUUGAAACGUAUACCUUAAACAACACUUGGCUUACACUAUAUAAUUUAGUAGAAUGCAUUAUUUAGAAACUAUCAUCAAACAGGAUAAUAUCCAACAAACCCACAUCUCCCAGUUAAAAAACCCACAUCUCAAAAAAAUGUCUUCUUUACAACCCAGUAACCAACUCAACAUUGUGUACUUUAGAGUGAGAAUAUGAGGGUGCUGACUGGCUGUAUGUGCUGGGUGCACAUUGGCUGACUGGAGGUGAGGAGUUUAGGAGGCAGGAGAAACAACUAACAGUAGCAAAGUCCACAUCUGCUUCCAAUCGAGCAAGAACAAGAAGCUGCUGUGUCUUAAACUGAAUAUGGGCUCAAGCUGUCACUCAACUCCCUACCAGCCACUGAGCCAGCCACAUAACUGCUCUCUUCACUCAUUCCGAAUGUGUCACUCACUCUCCCUUCCUCUCCCACCUCUCUCUCCCCUCUACAUCUUGCUCCCUCCUUUGCUUUCUAUCAGCCUCCCCCGUGUGCCUGAGACCCCUGUUAAACUCAAACUGGGAAGAAUGUUUUAACUGUCAGGACUUACCCCUUGGAGAUCCUUCGGGUUACGCAGAUUUUUUACUUAUAUCAUAAACAGAUAUCCCAUAGAGAAAUGUAGGCCUACAGCUAACUCACAGUGUGCACACUCUUCCUCCAUACCCCCCCCCUCCUUAUUUCCCCCCUCUCAUCUCCCCUAGCCCCAGGUAGACGUUUCUCUUAGGCACAGAUCUAGAGACAGCUCAAUCUUCCCAAAUCCUGAUCUUGAUGAUUACAGGGAAAACGCAAACACUGACCUUCAUACAUUUUAUUUUUUGGCCAACCCAUCUGGUUUACCCAUUCCUCCUUCUAUGCGGCUUAUUCUGGAGCUGGUUCACUCACCUUCUCUCCUCUCUUCCCCAGUUUCUUCCUCCCUGAUGAGGCUCUGCAUGGUCUGGUAGCGGUGCUAAAUGUAAAAAGAGGAAGUCACCAUGCAUGUCCCAACAGGGGUUCUACAGCUACUGUGCUUUACUUCCUCAGAGAAGCCACACCACUCCAUUCAAUACAGCUCCUCUGCCUGUGACUUCACUGUGACUCACUAAUAUGGAUACUGUGUGUUAGCGCUAAUGUUAGUGUAUUACUUUUACCCCCACCCCUCUCUCCAUUCUUAUUCCAGUAGCGGUGUGUGUGUGUGUGUGUGUGUGUGUGUGUGUGUCCCCCGGUUGUUUGUAUUGAGAGAUAGUCACCUGUUUCUCAGGUACAGGGUUCUCACACCCCUUGCUUCCACAAACACUGCAGGAGAUAGCAAGAGAAUGCCCAAAGACAAGAGUAAUGUCCAACCAGGCAGUGAGUGCUUGUCUAACAGCUAUGCAGGAGCUGCUAAUUGCAUUAAGAAUUGAGUGGUGUGUCUCUGAAAACAAAUAGCAGAGAAUGUGUUUUAUAUAAAGUAGGAAACCAGAAUAAAAGUAAUCUGCACUUCCAGGGAGCCACAACCCACACAGUAGAACUGAUAUAAUUGAUAGUUCACUGUGAACUCAGGGCGUAUGGGGGCCGGUGUAAGGGAAGUAUGGAAGUUGCAUUAGUGGGAUUACUCCCCAAGGGUGAGCACUGACAUCUAGGCCUGUUAUUUUGGGCUUGUCAGCAACAUAUGCCACAUGGUUUUUGAAAAGUUUCACAUAAGAUCUGUAGAAAGAAUGUACAUAUCUUCUUCCAUACUAUUUUAGCUACUCCCAUGUGAUGAAGAAUCGUAUGCAGAGCUCAAUCUGUUUAUUUUCAUACCUACACUGAACAAAAAUAUAAACGCAACAUGUAAAGUGUUGGUCCCAUGUUUCAUGAGCUGAAAUAAAAGAUCCCAGACAUUUUCCAAAUGCACAAUACCACGGAUGUCUCAAGUUGAGGGAGCUUGAUAUUCACAUGCUGACUGCAGGAAUGUCCACCAGAGCUGUUGGCAGAUAAUUCAAUGUUAAUUUCUCUACCAUAAGCCGCCUCCAACGUCAUUUUAGAGAGUUUGGCAGUACAUCCAACCGCCCUCACAACCGCAGACCAUGUGCAUGGCGUCGUGUGGGCGAGCGGUUUUAUUGAUGUCAGCGUUGUGAACAAGAGUGCCCCAUGGUGGCAGUGGGGUUAUGGUAUGGUUAGGCAUAAGCUACGGACAAUGAACACAAUUGCAUUUUAUCGAUGGCAAUUUGAACGCACAAAAAUACUGUGUUGAGAUCCUGAGGCCCAUUGUGAGGUCCAUUUAAAAAAAAAAGGUGUUUGUGACCUACAGAUGCAUAUCUGUAUUCCCAGUCAUGUGAUAUCCAUAUAUUAGGGCCUAAUUUAUUUAUUUCAAUUGACUGAUUUCCUCAUAUGAACUGUAACACAGUAAAAUCUUUGAAAUUGUUGCAUGUUGCGUUUAUAUUUUUAUCCAGUAUUGUAGAAUAGAUCUUAUUUUUCUUUUGUCAAAUGUGCUAUAAUUGCUUGAUUACAGCUCCAGUAUUUAGCAUCCAAUUACAUAGUAUACUGUAUGGAAUUCACAACUCAUACCAUUACAUAAUGUAGAAUUCCACCACCCAUAUAGACACUGUAUCAGUCCAUUCAGUGCAGUGGAUUAACAGGGGAAUAUUAAAGUGAACUGAAUGUUUUUCUUAAUGCCUAAUUAGAGUGUAUCUGUUGGUAAGGGCGCUGCUGUGUCGGUUAGGUAGUAGUGGGGCACACUGAGGCAUCUUUGUACCUGCACACAUGCACUUGAUUACAGAAGGAGGCUACUAAAACAUAUUUCUAGAGUUCUGCACUGGGUCUCAGAGGGGACUGAUCAAGACCACAAUGCAUAAGGGUCUCUCUGAGCUGGAUGUGGGCUCUUUGCAAGGUCCUGAUCUCUCCAUCUUUGUGUCUCUCUUAAUAAACCUCUGUCUACUCCUUAAUUUGCUCUCACUUGCUAGAUUUCCAUCCAAUUGGUGACAGAUUGUCAUGCAAAUAUACUAAAAUCCACAUAAAAACAACAUGUGUUUCCAUCAAAUUGUCUUGUUGCAUAUAAAAAGCUGUGCGUGAUGACGUAGUGCACUUCAAAUACCUUUUGUGGUUCAAUUUCCUCUUACCGAAAAAAAAAUAAAAAGCAAAAUGGGUUUCCAUCGCAUUUUCAACUCUACUGAUGCUAUUGGCUUGUCCGCUCUAGACAACAGUGCUAUCUGCACGCUGUUGGAUAGAGCGCACAUAUAGCCUACGUGAUGAGAUUAUUAUUAUGGACAAAAGAGCAAGCCAAGCAUCGAUUAUCAUGUCACCAUAUUAAGACCCUUAAUAUUUAUUGGAAGGCGCAUCAAGCUCAUCACCUUGCACUUUCACCACCCUGUGAAGUUAAUAAUUGAUUUCAUCUGUAGCCUAAUAAACUGCAUGCUUUCUCGACAAGUCGUAGUGGGAGGACCACACAACAUAUCAUCGAGUGACUCCAAGUUUACUUCGAUAUGAUGGUUAUUAUAUCAAUAUUUGUGCAUAAAAGUGUUUCCACCAACAUUUCUCACAUAAUUAAUUUUACAGACACAAAAAAAUCCCAAGUAGGCAAAGCACACUGCACAGUUGUUGUCUUUGAUGUGAUGUCUGCCUACGCUCUCUGAGGAAGUUGCUUCCAUUGGGCAUUCACAAAUUGACCAAAAUGAGGCCAAUGAAUGACAACAACUACUCUUCGAGGUACAGUUAUCUGAGCGAUAACGAUAAACUUCACCAGGACACCUCUCUCAGGACUGAAGAAGAGAAGUCCCUUUUAUAAUGCCUGUUUGAAUUGACAGCAUGCCUUUCGCAGAUUAAUCCUUUGUGUAGCCGUCUAUUAGGAUAGGAAUUACUCCUCUAUACCUCCGCCAUCUGUUUGGUGUCAAGAUUUUUAUCAUAGGGCUGGGCAGGAAUGUGCUAGUGGUAAAGUACUGUAGAUUACCUGUUUUGUUCUGUGUUCUCUCGUUGCAGUGCAGUUUGAAGCCUGCCUAAACUCAGCUCUAACCCAGCCCCGAGAGGUCCGGCUCCCAGACCAACGCCCUGAACAUGAGAGAGCUGUGUGUCUGUGUGUCUGUCCUGCUAGCUUUGGCCACCCAGGCCGCGGCUAGGCCUAAAGCAGGUUAGCCAAGUCCAACUGUGAAGUAAUAAAAAGACCAUGAAUGGAUUGCAGUUCAGCCCACAUUCAAUUGCUUCUUGCAUCUUAUAUCUUCUUCCAAGAUCAAAUCAAAAUGAGAACUUGCUUUGCAAGGAAGUUAAUGAAAUUAAUACAAAAUUACUGUUUAAUUGUAUGCUUAUGCCGUAGCUAAUGUGAUAUUCAUGAUUUCCCACUCUGGCUUCACACAUUCUCACAUCGCCUAAACCAGGACCGGAGCAGAAGUGCAAGUCCGGCCCAGUGGACCUGGUGUUCAUUAUUGACGGCUCUCGAAGUGUGCGGCCCCACGAGUUCGAGACCAUGCGCAAGUUCAUGAUUGACAUCAUCCACACUCUGGACGUGGGGGCGAACGCCACCCGGGUGGGCGUGGUGCAGUACUCCAGCCAGGUCCACAACCUCUUAUCAACUUCACAAUUUAUCCUUGUGUUUAUACACAUUAGUGAAAAACUAUGCUUGGAAAGGGAGGAUCAUUCUUGCCUUGAAAUUCUUAGCUUGGCUUCCCUUUCCAAUUGUAGUUCUUGUAAAGGCUAAAAGCCACUGGUGAAGACUCAGUUGUACCUAAAUAGAGAUAGCUAGACAUGCAAACCCUGCAGAUGAAGAGAUGACUGAUGCUUUGCAUGCUUCUAUGACUCUAGGUCCAGAACGAAUUCUCUCUCAAGACCCACGGCAAGCUGCAGGGCAUGGUUAAAGGCAUCAAUGAGAUCAUCCCCCUGGCACAGGGCACCAUGACAGGCCUGGCCAUCAAGUACGUCAUGAACCAUGCCUUCACGGCAGCCGAGGGUGACCGACCCAAGGUGCCCAAUGUGGCCGUCAUUGUAACGGACGGGCGGCCCCAGGACCGCGUGGCGGAGGUGGCAGCCGAGGCUCGAGACAAGGGAAUCGAGAUCUAUGCGGUGGGUGUCGCCCGGGCGGAUAUGACCUCGCUGCGUGCCAUGGCGUCACCGCCCUACGAGGACCAUGUCUUCCUGGUGGAGUCUUUUGACCUGAUCUACCAGUUUGGCCUGCAGUUCCAGGACAAGCUCUGCGGUGGGUUGGGUCGAUAAGUGAUAUUAUCGAAUUAUCGUCAAACGUACAGUUGAAGUCGGAAGUUUACAAACACUUAGGUUGGAGUCAUUAAAACUCGUUUUUCAACCACUCCACACAUUUCUUGUUAACAAACUGUCGGUUAGGACAUCUACUUUGUGCAUGACACAAGUAAUUUUUCCAACAAUUGUUUACAGACAGAUUAUUUCACUUAUAAUUCACUGUAUCACAAUACCAGUGGGUCAGAAGUUUACAUACACUAAGUUGACUGUGCCUUUAAACUGCUUGGAAAAUUCCAGAAAAUGAUGUCAUGGCUUUAGAAGCUUCUGAUAGGCAAAUUGACAUAAUUUGAGUCAAUUGGAGGUGUACCUGUGGAUGUAUUUCAAGGCCUACCUUCAAACUCUGUGCCUCUUUGCUUGACAUCAUUGGAAAAUCAAAAGAAAUCAGCCAAGACCUCCACAAGUCUGGUUCAUCCUUGGGAACAAUUUCCAAACGCCUGAAGGUAUCACAUUAAUCUGUACAAACAAUAGUACGCAAGUAUAAACACCAUGGGACCACCCAGCCGUCAUACCGCUCAGGAAGGAGACACGUUCUGUCUCCUAGAGAUGAACGUACUUUGGUGGGAAAAGUGCAAAUCAAUCCCAGAACAACAGCAAAGGACCUUGUGAAGAUGCUGGAGGAAACAGGUACAAAAGUAUCUAUAUCCACAGUAAAACUAAUCCUGUAUCGACAUAACCUGAAAGGCUGCUCAGCAAGGAAGAAGCCACUGCUGCAAAACCGCCAUAAAAAAGCCAGACUACGGUUUGCAACUGCACAUGGGGACAAAGAUCGUACUUUUUAGAGAAAUGUCCUCUGGUCUGAUAAAACAAAAAUAGAACUGUUUGGCCAUAAUGACCAUCGUUAUGUUUGGAGGAAAAGGUGGUUACUUGCAAGCCGAAGAACACCAUCCCAACUGUGAAGCACGGGGGUGGCAGCAUCAUGCUGUGGGGGUGCUUUGCUGCAGGAGGGACUGGUGCACUUCACAAAAUAGAUGGCAUCAUGAGGAAGGAAAAUGAGGUGGAUAUAUUGAAGCAACAUCUCAAGACAUCAGUCAGGAAGUUAAAGCUUGGUCGCAAAUGGGUCUUCCAAAUGGACAAUGACCCCAAGCAUACUUCCAAAGUUGUGGCAAAAUGGCUUAAGGACAACUAAGUCAAGGUAUUGGCGUGGCCAUCACAAAGCCCUCAAUCCUAUAGAAAAUGUGUGGGCAGAACUGAAAAAGCGUGUGCGAGCAAGGAGGCCUACAAACUUGACUCAGUUACACCAGCACUGUCAGGAGGAAUGGGCCAAAAUUCAUCAAACUUAUUGUGGGAAGCUUGUGGAAGGCUAUCUGAAACGUUUGACCCAAGUUAAACAGUUUAAAGGCAAUGCUACCAAAUACUAAUUGAGUGUAUGUAAACUUCUGACCCACUGGGAAUGUGAUGAAAGAAAUAAAAGCUGAAAUAAAUCAUUCUCUCUACUAAUAUUCUGACAUUUCACAUUCCUAAAAUAAAGUUUUGAUCCUAUCUGACCUAAGACAGGGAAUUUUUACUAGGAUUAAAUGUCAGGAAUUGUGAAAAACUGAGUUUAAAUGUAUUUGGCUAAGGUGUAUGUAAACUUCCGACUUCAACUGUAUAUGUUCAGCAAUAUGUGUGACAUAAGCAAUUAUUAAUACACCACUCAGUUUCCAUUAUAUAUCAACGUUUAUUGUUCCAACCAUAGCAUCCCACUUUACAAAUCCCACUUUACUGUUGCUGAAGUGUGUCAAGGUCACCAGUGUUCACAAAUAUUUAUAUUUGUACUUGAGACUUUCAAAGCUUGUAAAAUGUUCCAUUAUCCUCAUAAACUCAACUCAGAAUAAAGCUCUGUGGGAUUUUUAGCUCUCGCUCUUAGUUGCAUCCUUGACAGCACAAUAUCAACCAUCUAAUUCUCACAACAGCAUCACUAGGUUUUGGGAACUUUCAAACAGUAUGAGGAAAUCUUUGAUAUUUCCUAAUGCCAAUAUUAUGAGAGUGAUUAAAGGUUGAAUUGUUGCUUGUCUGCUGGGGUUCCAGGGAUGGAUCUUUGCCUGGAGUCUGAGCAUGGCUGUGAGCACCUCUGUGAGAGCUCCCCUGGUUCUUUCCACUGCCUGUGUCUGCCAGGGUACACUCUCAACGAGGAUGGCAAGACCUGCAAAGGUAUAGGAUGUCAAUGGGGCUAGACAUGAGCCAACUUAAUAAUUUUGUAUUAUUAUUAAUGAACUGAAUAUACCAAACAUUAGGAACACCUUCCUAAUAUUGAGUUGCACCCCCACACACACACUUUUGCCCUCAGAACAGCCUCAAUUUUUGGGGGCAUGGACUCUACAAGGUGUCGAAAGCGUUCCACAGGGAUUCUGGCCCAUGUUGACUCCAAUGCUUCCAACAGUUGUGUGAAGUUGGCUGGAUGUCCAUUGGGUGGUGGAACAUUAUUCAUACACACGGGAAACUGUUGAGCAACCCAGCAGCGUUGCAGUUCUUGACACAAACCGGUGCGCCUGGCACCUAAUACCAUACCCCGUUCAAAGGCACUUACAUUUUGUGUCUUGCCCAUUCACACUCUGAAUAGCACACAUACACAAUCCAUGUCUCAAUUGUCUCAAGGCUUAAAAAUCCUUCUUUAACCUGUCUCCUUCCCUUCAUCUACACUGAUUGAAGUGGAUUUAACAAGUGACAUCAAUAAGGGAUCAUAGCUUUCACCUGGAUUCACCUGGUCAGUCUGUCAUGGAAAGAGCAGGUGUUCUUAAUGUUUUGUAUACUCAGUGUAUAUAAUGUCGGUCACGUGCAUGCAUAGCUGUAACUGGGUCUGGUUCUUGUAUAUAUCAAUGGGAAAUUAGUGAGAAGUUGUGAGCAUGUAGGAUAGGUCAAGUUAGUAUUCAGCAGUUACUGACUUAAUAGCAACAGUGAUUUUUGUCUCUUUGUAUGAUACAGCGAUAGACCUGUGUGCUGAGGAGAAGCAUGACUGUGAGCAGAUCUGUAUCCCCUCCCCGGGAUCCUUCACCUGUGGCUGCAACACUGGCUACACCCUCAACGACGACAAGAAGACCUGCACAAGUUAGUGAAGCCACCGUCAGGCCAAACAAUACAAUGCACUAAAAGCAACAUGAUUAACAUAAUCCUGCCAUCCUGAUGGACAUACAAUACCAGUCAAAAGUUUGGACACACCUACUCAUUCAAGGGUUUUUCUUAAUUUUUACUAUUUUCUACAUUGUAGAGUAGUGAAGACAUCAAAACUAAGAAUUAACACAUAUGUAAUCAUGUAGUAACCAAAAAAGUUUAAAGAAAUGUACUCAAUAGAUAAAUGCGGUCAUAAGACCCAAUCCAAAAGACAUCUCUAAGUCAACACUUAUUGAUGUUAUUCUAAAUAACAAUCUGCAUAAGUACUCGGCCGUUGGUAUUUUUCCUAAUGAUUUAAGCAAUUAUUGUACAGUUGGUUGCAUUAGAGACACUAACAUCCCUGAAGUGCCCCCUCGGUACAUAGUCAAACAAAAUUUUAAGCAGUUCUGUGAGCAGGCAUUCCUGCACAAACUUUAUGCAUGCAACUGGGAUUGGAUUGCAGUUUUUGCCGGACAGAGGAGGCAUUCUCCUAUUUUCAUUCCAUGUUUUCUACUAUCUGUGAUAAACACGCCCCUCUCAAAAAGUACCGGGUAAGCGGUAGAGACAAUCCCUGGUUUAAAGAGGAAUUAUCUGAUUUGAUCCAAAAAACGAAAUAGACAACGGGUCAAAGCCAGAAAGGGUAACUCCCAGGCUGAAUGACUUUAUUUCAGGGCACUGAGAAACAAGUGUACCUUGUUAAUAUGGAAAUGCAAAUCUAACUUCUAUUACGAAUCUACCCAGGCAAACCUCAAUAACCCGACGAAAUUAUGGAAAACCAUUAAGUCCAUGAAUGCUAACAUGAACUCCUCUGGUCUUCCGCUGAAAUUGAACUCAAAUUCAAUCAACUUGACAGACAAGAAUCAACUGCUUGAUAUUUUUUAUGAGCAUUUUGCUAAGGCUUGGCAUUUAUUUGAUAAUGAACUCCAUCCUAACUUCUCGAAUGAGGCUGUGAAUGAAACUGCCGACUGCCGGCCUACGGUUCAUCCAUUUCAUUUUACCGAGAUUGAGCUUUCAGAAGUUGUAAAGGCACUCAAAUCUGUUGAUAUUAAGAAAGUGGCUGGAAUUUAACACUUAAAUAUAUAUAUAUAUAUUAUUGCUGCAGAGAGCAUUGCUCCCUCUCACUCAUAUAUUAAAUCUUUCAUUGGUGAGUAAUACGAUUCCAAAAGUCUGGAACGCAGCCUACGUCAACUCUUUACAUAAGCGUGGAGAUCCGUCCCAGUUGGAUAACUAUUGUCCCAUAUCUAAACUUUCUGCACUGGAAAAUGUUUUGGAAAACCUGGUGAACUGACAGUUGAAAGACUUUCUUUACAAUAACUCAGUUUUAUCUAAAUUCCAAUCGGGUUUUAGGGCCAAGAAUAGUACCAUUACUGUGGUAACUAAAGUUGUAGGUGAUAUUCUAGAUGCUCAGGACAAGAAACCUUACUGUUUCACUUUUUAUUGACUUAUUGAAGGCCUUCGACACUGUUGACACAUGCCCUGCUGUUGUAUAGAUAAAAAAAGGUUGGUUCCAAAACUACCUUUCUGACAGAACAAUGUGUAGCACAGGAGGGUAUGAAAUCUGAGUUUCGAAGUCUUACGAAAGGAGUUCCCCAGGGCUCAAUUUUAGGUCAGAUCCUUUUUACACUGUAUGUAAAUGACAUUGGGAAGACUGUUGACUCUGCUUUCAGGACUUACAGUUGGCUUUUGAUGCUGUUCAAAAGCAACUUUUCGAAUUGAAACUGGUGCUUAAUGCAAGGCAAACUGAAUAAAUUAUAUGAUUUACUCUUCUCUGAAAGUAGAGAGAUGGAGUCACUUGCAGAUUUUAACUCUAAAAGUCCAGCAAAUUGAUAGGGUCACCUCCUGUAAGUAUCUUGGGAUUUGGUUAGAUGAAAAGCUGAAUUUUAAACAGCACAUUGAUAACUUGACCAAGAAACUGAAGUUGAAAUUGGGUUUUUAUUUUAGGAACAAAUCUUAUUUUCAAUUUCAGUCAGAAAGGCUCUUGUUCAAAGCACUUUUUUAUCGGUGCUGGAUUGUGCUGAUAUUGUCUAAAUGCAGGUCUCAGCAAUUACCUUAAACCAGUUAAAUGUAACGACAUGUAAUUGAAAAUGUAAUCUACUGGAACGACUCAAUAGGCGUAGCUGGUAGGUGACUGGUAGGAAGGCAGUGAGGAGGAACAAUGACAGAAGUCCAACACACAGGGGCACAGCUUAAACUAGGCUAGCAUAUUUAUUCAAAAUAAAAGGUUCACAAAGCUGGUUCUCAAAUAUUAACUGAAAACAAAACACUCUCCCACUCUACUUAACUGAACCUAACGAUAGCCUUAACUUUAAAGAAAACUAGCCGGGCUGCUAUCCAGCUUACCAGCUUCACUUGUAGACCGGUCACUUCUUCCUAUGGAGAACACAAUGUUCAGGGAUUCAAACAGAUGUCCCUAGAGCUCUGCCUCUGGCGUCUAGCCCCUGUGCUGAACUAAAGCAGGCUCUUAAAUUUCCCCAGGUGCGUUGCAGCCUAACGAUGCCGAGUGGCCUCAGGUGUGGGCGUAGCCCUGCAGCUUAGUUUGCUGCCACCUACAUUGCUGGUUGUGGGGCAUGGCUGACACUCUAAACAGUGGCUUUCCCCGGCCAUAUCACUGGGGGCGCCACACUACGUAAUCCCCAAAAGUAAUUAUUUAUCAUUAGAGGGCCAUAAAGAAUAACUAGUAAUGCUGCGUACUCCAAGAAAGGCUAAAAUCUAACCUUUCUGGUACAAAUAGUAAUACAUUGUUGAGGUGUUUGAGGACACAAGCUCAAGUACACAGUACAAAUAUAUAUUUUUUUAAUAUAUGAAAAAAUGAACAAAACUGUAUGAAUAAGGCUUGAAAUGACAUAUGCUUUCUAAAUAUACUAUAAAAUGACUAACAAUAAGAUUUCACCUUAAUUAUAACUGUAAAAUAUUUGUAUGUUUAGUGUUAGAGAAAAUGUGAAUAUUUUCUUAAGGUCUCUCUUGAUCAAAACGUCUGCCCCCGUCGCUGUGAACGUCUCACAUAACUCUAACUUGGAUUCCUGAACUCGUUAGGAACUUGCCUUUCAUCUCAUAGUAAUCUUGUCCAUCUGUGACAAACAAAGUGUUUUUUGUAUAAAGUCUAUUCAUUAUUUUAGAUGAAUGGCUAUAAAUUGAUCUGAAUGUGCUACAGCGAUGGAAACACUCUCUCCUGCUGCACUGCGAUGUAAUGGAUUGCAAGCAUGUGCUUUGUCAGUGGCUGUGACGUAGGGUUCAGCCAGGAGUUGAUGGACAGUCAGAAGAGCGAAUGAAAUGGUAGGAGGGUCAGCCCAGCUUCAAGUGGUUUCAGAUUUCACAUCCUACAUCACACAGGCACUACUGUGUCCGUGGGAACCGGGGCUAUUGCUCAAUGCAAGCCAUUUCGAUCUAAGGUGUCCACAGAUCGAUUUAUAAGCGAAACUGUCGAUCGGAACCAGUACCAGAACCAUGAAGGUCCCUUUACAUCUAAGAGGAUUAUUACAUACUCUGGACAGUGUAUCAUAGUGCUUUAAGAAUUUUCACAAAUGCUAGAUCACUCACCCAUCACUGUGAUUUAUUAUGCCAUGGAGAAAACCUGGGUGAGGAAAUAGUUUUAAAAACAGUAAAUCCACUGUAAGUAUACUUCCACUCAGAAACAUUAUUCAUUAUACUAUAAAGAUCAUUAUUGAAUUACUAUUUAAUACUAUGCAUUAUAACUUUACAAUUUCUAUAAGCAUAAUUAAUCAUUGCUGCUUUUGCAUAUCAUUUGCUUGCAUUCUUUUCUCCUUCAGUGAUCGACUACUGUUCAUUUGGGAAUCACAGCUGUCAGCAUGAGUGUGUGAGUGUCCUCAAUGGCUAUUUCUGCCACUGUAAUGAGGGAUACACACUCCAGGAGGAUGGAAAGACCUGCCAGAGUAAGUUAGACACACUGUAAGAUGAUUUAACCUUUAUAAUGUCAAAGGUCUGCUUCAGGGGAAACUAACUAACAGAAACAACUAUUUAACCCAAAUACCGAAGCAAAGUCUCUAUGUAAGAUACAUUGACAAAAAUGUUGACUCUACACAUAGCCAUUUGGGUGUACUGCUGUUUUAAUUUACAUGGGGAAAGAAUUAACUGUAAUUUGGAUGUUCAUAGAAAGUGGUGACCAAUAUAUGUGUGUACUGUUACAUGCAGUCCAUACAUCUUACUGUUUUAUGUUCUGAACCAACACUAGCUUAAUAAGCGUUAUGACCUUUAUGACCGCCUCUCUACUUAAAAACAAACAUACUAAAAAUCUAACCAGCCAAACCUUUGUUAUACAAUUCACUUUCAUUGAGUUAUGCAACUCACUAAAAUCCACUUUACUCAACUUGAUAUGAUCACUUGCCUAGUAAUACUCAAGAAAAUCUCAAGAAUGUUCAGAUCAACAUAACCAGUCUUUGAAAGAUAGGUCCCCUGAAGUGAACCUAAUAUUUUUCCCAGACCACAUCCAUAGAUGAUUAUACCGCCAAACAUAAUAUCAAAGCCUUUAUCCAUUCAUUUAUUACUUCAUCAUACAGUACAUCUGCUCCCAUUGGUCUAUUAAAUGCACGCACGCAUACGCACACACACAAAUGUAUGCAAUUAUCUCCUGGUAAUACAUAUUUACCAUAGCAAUACUUUUGUACUGCUCUUGGAGAUUUGUUUUGUUUUGUCUACAAAUACUGUACUUGCCAAACACACCUAGGCUAUUAGACUGGUAACACAAUAGAAAGUACACUAGAUAGACUGGCGGAAGAUUUUGAGAUGAUAUGCUUCUCAGCUGAUCCUCAAAUCCACAUUACGUUCAAGAUGAUCCAAAGACAGAGGUUGUGAUGAUGAUAAUGAUAAUAAUAAUACUUUUUAUUUGCGCCUUUCAAGAUACCCAAGGACACAUAGGGCCCGAUUCAGACAUAGACAUUUACGACUUUCCUACACACGUCUUUCCUACACACUUCUCAGUAGUUGGUAUUCAGACUUACCUUAUGCUGGUGCAUAACGGGCUUUGCAGGUGUAGUUCCCUUGCGCGUGCUGAAUACAUUUAAUUCAACCACUGAAAACCCUCCCACUUGCUGGCCAACAGAUUUUCUUGUGGAGUUUUCAUUCAAUAGGGGUUUCAGCACAUUAACUAAAGCCAUCCUUUUAAAUUUGGUGUACCUUUAAUUUGAAUUUUCUCGACAGACUCACUAGAAUAUAUGGAGAGAACGGUUCAGAAUAUUAGUGAUCAAUGACAGAAAGCCAUGUAGGCUAAACAUGUAGGCUAAAUACACGCAUAUUCGUCUCCUUUUCAGCACCAAUUGGUAGAUUUAAAAAUACUCUGAUCUUGUAGAAAACUGUUUGGAGAGCCUUAUUGGUGAAUCAAAAAUACAGUGGUUUGAUUCAUCCUGAAAGUUGCCAUAUUCAAUCCAUGAAAUAUUGGAAAGUGAGAAAAGUGUACAACAGGGGUUGAACAGUAGUCCUAUAAAUCUACCCUAAUAAUUCUCACUAAUCAUGGAACUGUGAUAACGAUCCAGUCGUUGUGAACCGUGCUCCAGGUUUAAACUGCUACGUAUGGUCUGCGUUCAAUAAUGAUUCAAAUAGGCUACAUGUCCCAAAUUAUUGAACAACUUAUAAUACAUUAGCCUAAUAUGAUUCACUAUUGCUAGCGAUACUCAAGAACUACCACACGAACGAACGUGACAGAGGAAAGAAAGGUAAACUAACAAUGGAAUGGAAUGGAAUGAUGCAAAAUGUUAAGAAACUAAAGUGAAAUGUACAGUGCAUUUGGAAAGUAUUCAGACCCCUUGACUUUUUCCACAUCAUCCUUGAGAUGUUUCUACAACUUGAUUGGAGUGUGGUAAAUUCUAUUGAUUGGCACACACCUGUCUAUAUAAGGUCCCACAGUUGACAGUGCAUGUCAGAGCAAAAACCAAGCCAUGUGGUGGAAGGAAUUGUCCGUAGAGCUCCGAGACAGGAUUGUGUCAAGACACAUAUCUGGGGAAGGGUACCAAAAAAUUUCUGUAGCAUUGAAGGUCCCCAAGAACACAAGAACACAGUGGCCUCCAUCAUUCUUAAAUGGAAGAAGUUUGGAAACACCAAGACUCAUCCUAGAGUUGGCCGCCCGGCCAAACUGAGCAAUCGGGGGAGAAGGGCCUUGGUCAGGGAGGUGACCAAGAAUCUGAUGGUCACUCUGACAGAGCUCCAGAGUUCCUCUGUGGAGAUGGGAGGACCUUCCAGAAGGACAACCGUCUCUUCAGCACUCCACCUCUACGGUGAAACAUUGUGGUGGGAACAUCUUGCUGUGGGGAUGUUUUUCAGCGGCAGGGACUGGGAGACUAGUCAGGAUAGAUAGAAAGACGAACAGAGCAAAGUACAUAGAGAUCCUUGAUGAAAACCUGCUCCAGAGUGCUCAGGACCUCAGACUGGGGCGAAGGUUUACAUUCCAACAGGACAACGGCCCUAAGCACACAGCCAAGACAUCACAGGAGUAGCUUCAGGAAAAGUCUCUGAAUGUCCUUGUGUGGCCCAGCCAGAGCCCGGAAUUGAACCCGAUCUAACAUCUCUGGAGAGGCCAAAAAAUAGCUGUGCAGCGACGCUCCCCAUCCAACCUGACAGAGCUUGAAAGGAUCUGCAGAGAAGAAUGGAGAAACUCCCCAAAUAUAGGUGUGCCAAGCUUGUAUCGUCAUACCCAAGAAGACUCGAGGCUGUAAUCGCUGCCAAAGGUGCUUCAACAAAGUACUGAGUAAAGGGUCUGAGUACUUAUGUAAAUAUGCCUUUUCCGUUUUUUAUUUUUUAUACAUUUGCUAAAAUUUAUAAAAAACAGUUUUUGCUUUGUCUUUAUUGGGUAUUGUGUGUAGAUUGAUGAUGGAAAAAAACCAAACAAUUGAAUCCAUUUUAUAAUAAGGCUGUAACGUAACAAAAUGUGGAAUAAGUCUGAAUGCUUUCGAAUGCACUGUAUGCGGGUGGUGGCUACCAAUAGCAGCUAAUAUUUAACACGAUACAAAUUCUAAAAGAUACAGUGCAAAGUCUGGGCAUAUAAUUAAAACAUUCUUGACAUCAUUAAUCAACUCGGUAGGUUUGGCACUAUACUGUCAUUUGCGCAAGGCGACAAAAGCCUAUCGCUUGGGUCCCUGCAGAUUGUAAGGCCAGCAUUUCAUAAACCCAUUCAAGUCAUGGGACCGAUAUUAUAUACAUUUUUUAUAAUUAUAAAGUAUCUACAAUUGAUUGUGAACUUCAACAAAGUCAGUUAUAGAUUAUUUGAACAUUAUGCGUGAAAAAUUCUAACAUGACUUGAAUAGGAUUUGUGCCACAAAUUAUUAAAUGUUAGCAUGAGGAAACAAUGCGAAGGAAACUAAACCAAAGCAUGGAUUGCUGUCCCAUCUUGUCCAUAGACUAUUAGAGGGUAAAGAAACCAAUGUCAUUUUGUAAUUUGGGUGAACUAUCCCUUUCAGUUGAAGAUUUCUUCGAAGUGCUCUCCCCACCAGAAUUUGAUUGGUUCAUCAUCCUUCAGCAGCUUUUGUCCAUCUUUGGUGCGAAGGAUAGUCACCCAGACUAUCGUUGUCCAUCUUUGGAUAGUCACCCAGAAUAUUGUUGUUAAGUCUGGAUGAGGUGAGGGUCUGUACAACAGUUGUCUGUACUCGUCAUUGCUCAUCAUUGUCACAUCACAACAAUCCUUGGCUUGGACAUUGACAUACAGUAAGCCCCGUUUAAACCUGUCGCUAACAUGGGUCCUGUGUCUUGAUCUUGAACACAUUCUGAUUGUCCUCACAGAACAGAAUUCAUGGUUCCUUCUAUUAAGGCAAGUCAUCCAGGUCCUGAGGCAGCAAAGCAUCCCCAAACCAUCACACUACCACCAUGUCAUCCAAAAAGUUAUACUUUUGACUCAUCUGUCCAUAGAACAUUCUUCCAAGAGUCUUGAUGAUCAUCCAGGUGCUUCCAGGCAAACUUGAGUCAGGUCUUUGGACGAAAUGGGUCCCAUUAUGUCAGGGUAAAACCAAACACUGUAUUCCACAGUAAAAACCAAGGAUGGUGGUGGUAGUGUGAUGAUUUGCUGCCUCAGGACCUGGAUGACUUGCCUUAAUAGAAGGUACCAUGAAUUCUGUUCUGUAUCAGAGAAUUCUACAGGAGAAUGUCAGGCCAUCUGUCUGUGAGCUGAAGCUGAAGCGCAGCUGGGUCAUGCAGUAACACAAUGAUCCAAAACACACAAUCAAGUCUACGUGAAAAUGGUUAAAAAGCAACACAUUUUAAUUUUUGGAAUGGCCUAGUCAAAGUCCAGACCUAAUCCCAAUUGAGAUGUUGUGGCAGGACUUCAAACGAGCAGUUCAUGCUUGAAAACCUCACAAAUGUUGCUGAGUUAAAGCAGUUCUGCUUGCAAGAGUGGGCCAAAAUUCCUCCACAGCGAUGUGAGAGACUGAUCAACAAGUAUAGGAAGCCUUUGUUGCAGUCAUUUCAGCUAAAGGUGGUACAACCUGUUAUUGAGUGUAAGGGGGAAUUGGGUGUUGCAUAACAUUGUUAAUUAAAUAAAUAAAAUAAGUAUCCAUUUUUUUGUUAUUUGUAAACUCAGGUUCCCUUUAUCUAAUAUUAGGUUUUGGUUGAAGAUCUGAUAACACUCAGUAUCAAAGAUAUGCAAAACUAGAGAAAUCCCAUCAGGACCAGCGGCCUUGUUAUUUCUCAUCUUCCUGAUGGCAUCUUGUACCUUCUGCUAGCUGUGUUGUUGUCCCAUGUCUUCCUUUAUGGGUUGCUGAAGAAUUUGGUCAAUGACCUCCAUCUCAGUGAUUGUACUUCAGUUGAGGAGUGCUUCAAAGUGUUCCUUCCACCAGGAUUAGAUUGCUUCAGCAGCUUUUCCAGGGUAUUUCUGACCGAAGAGUAUGUUGCUGAUGAUGAGGUCAUUUGGUAAGGAGAAGAUUUCCAUUUGAGUUGGUAUUGCCUCGAUACCUUGAUUUUCAAUUGUGCCUCUCCAAUGGUUGAGUACAAAGCCGAACCCCAUUAAUUCUGGGUUAAUCAGCUGUUUUUUCUCCUCCUUCAGUUGUCCUUCAUCUACAAGUUUCGGAGAGUGCAGCACUGUCAAUCCAAUAUCUUCUCAGGUCUUUUGGAAUGAUCACAGUUAGUCUCUCAGGUUGAUCAGUGGUUGCGCUCUCCAUCAGGGUUUGCACGUUCCAUGCAUAUAUUUUGUUUCAGACUGUAAAGAGGUGAUCCUACUAGCAACUCCAAUGGCAUGGAGACCAUGACAAUUGGGGACCUCUCGCCAUUGUGACCAUCAUCUUCUGCCUGCUCCGCAGUUAAGGUCUUUGUUGGAUCGCGUUUUGUCUGUAACCUCCCCAUUGAACUUACCGCCAUGGGUGAUCCUACCAGGAGCUUAAGCUCCAGACGGCAUCGCUUGUGAUCUCAGGAACUCACAAGAAUCUCCACCACGGCAAGGUGGCGAUUCCUGGUGACUCAGGAUCAUUAUGGGAUGAUACUAAGACAUUAUGAAAAUGUCAUAUAAUACUUAUAUUGACUGCAGGAUUAUGCAUUAUAUGUGUGUGUCUUAUUGAAGUCUAACCUGGGCAUGAAUCCACAGCCUUGCCUUCAAGCAGUAAUCAAUGCCUCUGUUUUUUCUUCAAUCACACAGUGAUAGACCUGUGUGCUGAGGGGAAGCAUGACUGUGAGCAGCUCUGUAUCGCCUCCCCAGGCGCCUUCACCUGCGAUUGCAACGCUGGCUUCACCCUCAAUGACGACAACAAGACCUGCACAAGUUAGUGAGGCCAUCAUUAAGGCAAACAAUAGAAGAAGCCUGGACAUGAAACAACAACCUUCCCUUCAAGCAGUAAUGAGUGUCUCUGUUUUUUGAUGAUACAGUGAUAGACCUUUGUGCUGAGGGGAAGCAUGACUGUGAGCAGAUCUGUAUCGCCUCCCCAGGCGCCUUCACCUGCAACUGCAAUGCCGGCUUCACCCUCAACGAAGACAAGAAGACCUGCACAAGUUAGUGAGGCCAUCAUUAAGGCAAACAAUAGAAGAAGCCUGGACAUGAAACAACAACCUUCCCUUCAAGCAGUAAUGAGUGUCUCUGUUUUUUGAUGAUACAGUGAUAGACCUUUGUGCUGAGGGGAAGCAUGACUGUGAGCAGAUCUGUAUCGCCUCCCCAGGCGCCUUCACCUGCAACUGCAAUGCCGGCUUCACCCUCAACGACGACAAGAAGACCUGCGCAGGUUAGUGAGGCCAUCAUUAAAGCAAACAAUAGAAUAAGUGUAGACGUGCCGGAGUCUGGCAUGGUGGUUGGCCCUCCCGACUCCGAAGCAACUUUCCGGUCUUUGCCACUCUGCUUUCUGCUGUCCGCCUCUUCACUUUCCCACGGUUCUUUAAAUCAAUCAAUAACAAAUUCUUAUGGUGGAUCGGACCUCGGACCACCCCUAGUUAAAAGGUAAAAUCUGGUGAAAAUGGGCAUAAUGGAAAUAGUCAUUGAAUUAGGUGAAAUAUCCUGAAAUUAUCAACAAAAACUGAGUGGAUUAUCAAAUAUAAACACUUAGACCAUGGAAUGGAUUCAAUAGUUACUUUUCAUACAGUUAUUAUGCUUUAAGACAUGCAAAUACUGUAUACAGAUGUUUUCAGCUACAGUUGUGGUCUGUAGCACCACCAAGGGCCCUUCUCAGAUGGGAGCCUCUUAGAAAACUGUGGGAGAUGGGAGCCUCUUAGAAAACUGUGGGAGAUCCCACUGAACCAGGAUAACUUUACCUCGUAAGAAUCUGACUUUUUGGGCCAGGGUUAUUGAAACUGUAAAGUCAUUUUUAAGGGGUAAUAUGUACAAUCAGCCAAAUAGGACAGUCACAGAUUCUGACAACACAUACUGAACAUAUACAAAUAAACAGACUAUUUAAUCAUACAUACAUACAUAUAUAGACUAUGAAAUAAACAUAUUUAUAGUUAUUUUUGUCAUAAUUAUUAUGCUUUAAGUCAUGCAUAUACACAGUAAAAGCAUAUUUCAUUUUGGUCAAACUUGGGCAUUAGUGAAUACAAAUACAUUUCUCAGACAGUGUAGAUCCUACUCAGAAAGAAACUUCUGAACAAUAAGCACUUUACCUUGUGAGGAUCUGACAUUCUGGGGCAGAGAUAUUGGAACUAAGGGGGCCAGUAUAAAUGCAGUCAAAGUUGACAUUUUUUAGGUAAUGGUAGGCCAUAUUCUCUAAAUAUAUGACUAACAUCCUAAUGUAUACUUGAAUAUGCAUACUUGGAAAAUGGCAACGUCCAUCAUGACAAUUUAUUGAAGAUUUGUGGUUCAUGACAUACAAAUACUCAGACUUUCUAAUGCCUGGACGUCAUUUGUGCAGAGCUACCUCUAAUGUUUGUCAUAAUUAAAGCACUUCACCCAAAUAUAUAUUCUAUUGCAAUCAUACUGUGAAAUUAAUGGAAUCAAACUUUUAGUUUAUGUGAGCGACAGUACAGACUAUACAUUCCUUAGUUACAGUAUCAGUCCAGUCCAGUUACCAUACUUAAUUUAGAAUUUGGGAAUUUGCUACAAACACAAUACUUUUCUCAUUGUUCUUUUUAAUACGCACACAAUAAAAUAUAAACCUGAAAUUAACUAAAUGGAUCACCACAUCGCAAUUUUUAUGUUUAAUGUAUUUACACUGAACAAAACUAUUAAACGCAACAAGAAACAAUUCCACGUGACUGGGAAUACAGAUAUGCAUCUAUUGGUGACAGAUACCUUUAAAAAAAAGGUAGGGCCGUGAAUAAAAAAAACAGUCAGUAUCUGGUGUGACCAUCAUUUGCCUCAUGAAGCGCGACACAUCUCCUUCGCAUAGAGUUGAUCAGGCUGUUGAUUGUGGCCUGUGGAAGGUUGUCCCACUGCUCUUCAAUGGCUGUGCAAAGUUGCUGGAUAUUGGUGGGAACUGGAACAUGCUGCCGUACAAGUAGAUCCAGAGCAUCCCAAACAUGCUCAAUGGGUGACAUUUCUGGUGAGUAUGCAGGCCAUGGAAGAACUGGGACAUUUUCAGCUUCCAGGAAUUGUGUGCAGAUCCUUGCGACAUGGUGCUGUGCAUUAUCAUGCUGAAAUGUGAGGUGAUGGCGGCGGAUGAAUGGCACGACAAUGGGCCUCAGGAUCUCGUCACGGUAUCUCUGUGCAUUCAAAUUGACAUAGAUAAAAUGCAAUUGUGUUCAUUGUCCAUCGCUUAUGCCUGCCCAUACCAUAACUCCACCGCCACCAUGGGGCACUCUGUUCACAACGUUGACAUCAGCAAACCACUCGCCCACACGACGCUGUCUGCCAUCUGCACGGUACAGUUGAAACAGGAAUUAAUCUGUGAAGAGCACACUUCUCUAGCGUGCCAGUGGCCAUCGAAGGUGAGCAUUUGCUCACUGAAGUCGGUUACGACGCCAAACAGCAGUAAGGUCAAGACCCUGGUGAGGAUGACAAGCACACAAAUGAGCAUCCCUGAGACGAUUUCUGACAGUUUGUGCAAAAAUUCUUCAGUUGUUCAAACCUACAGUUUCAUCAGCUGUCUGGGUGGCUGGUCUCAGACCAUCCCGCAUGUGAAGAAGCUGGAUGUGGGGGUCCUGUGCUGACGUGGUUACGUGGUCUGUGGUUGUGAGGCCGGUUGGACGUACUGCCAAAUUCUCUAAAGCGACUUUGGAGGCGGCUUAUGGUAGCGAAAUGAACAUUCAAUUAUCUGGCAACAGCUCUGGUGGACAUUCCUUUAGUCAGCAUGCCAAUUGCAAGCUCCCUCAAAACUUGAGACAUCUGUGGCAUUGUGUUCUGUGACAAAACUGAACAUUUUAGAGUGGCCUUUUAUUGUACCCAGCACAAGGUCCACCUGUGUAAUGAUCAUGCUGUUUAAUCAGCUUCUUGAUAUGCCACACCUGUCAGGUGGAUGGAUUAUCUUGGCAAAGGAGAAAUGCUCACUAACAGGGAUGUAAACAAAUUUGUGCACAACAUUUUAGAGAAGUAAGCUUUUUGUGCUUAUGGAACAUUUCUGGGAUAUUUUAUUCAACUCUAUUCAAGUAUGUGUAUGUAUGUGUCAUAAGGAACAUUAAUCAUCUUCAAUAAACUGUCAUCAUUUUAUACAAGGUGUCGAAAGCGUUCCUCAGGGAUGCUGGCCCAUGUUAACUCCAAUGCUUCCCACAGUGGUGUCAAGUUGGCUGGAUGUCCUUUAGGUGGUGGAACAUUCUUGAUAUACACAGGAAACUGUUGAGCAUGAAAAACCCAGCAGCGUUGCAGUUCUUGAGACAAACUGGUGCGGCUGGCACCUACUACCACACCCCAAAGGCAUUUCAAUAUUGUGUCUUGCCCAUUCACCCUCUGAAUGGCACACAUACACAAUCCAUGUCUCAAUUGUCUCAAGACUUAAAAAUCAUUCUUUAAUCCUUCUUCAUCUACCUAAAAAAAAAUCAACUUUGACUGCAUUUACACUUGUCCCCUUAGUUCCAAUAUCUCUGGACCAGAAUGUCAAAUCCUCACAAGAUAAAGUGCUUAUUGUUCAGUAGUGUCUUUCUGAGUAGUUAGAGGGGAUCUACACUAUCAGUAAUUAGAGGGGAGAAAGGUUUUUGUUAGCUAAUGUCCAUGUUUGACCAUGUUUUCUGUGUAUAUGCAUAACGUAUAGCACAAUAAUUAUGACAAAAUUAACUAUAAAUAUGUUUUGUCCAUACUCUAAGUAUGUAUGUAUGAUUAAAUAGUAUGUUUAUACGUUCAGUAAUAUGUUCAGUAAAUUAGUUCAGAAUCUGUGGCUAUCCUUUUUGGCUGCUUGUACAUUUUACCCCUUAGAAAUGUCAUUUGCUAAGAUUCUUAAAUCCUUGGUAAAUGUACAACUUUGCUCUUUUUUAUCUGAGAAAUAUAUUUAGAAUGUAAAUCAAUCAGGGUUUAGGCCUGGGCAGAGCACUAUUAAAGUAACCACUUUAAUGAUCUUGUCAAUGCUUUAGACACUAAAAUAAAAUGUGUUUGUGGACCUGGCAAAAGCUUUUGAUACUGUUGAUCAUGCUAUUUUAUUGAAGAAGUUGUCCUCAAUAGGCCUGAGCACUGACGCCUGUCAUGAUUGCAUGACUAUCUUAGUGACAAAACUCAGGCCAUCGUGAUUGAUGGGGUUAAGUCCACAUUUCUUGAAGAACAUAAGGUGUUCCGCAGGGGUCGAUACUAGGACCUGUUCUUUUCACUAUUUAUAUAAAUGCUAUUGGUCAAUCUGUUAAAUUGUUUAAAUGUAAUCUAUAUGCAGAUGAUACUAUUAUGUACGCAAUUCACCCCGACUGCUGACCUGGCUGUGAUAAGGUUACGGUCCAAUUUUGCAGUUGUGCAGGAAGCCCUUGUUGAUAUAAAACUUGUACUUAAUACGGGCAAAACUAAAUACAUGUUGUUUUCAAGUUCUCGUAAGAUUGUCUCAGAUGGAUUACAUCUUUACUCAUCGGAUGGUUCUAUAAUCGAACGAGUCUCUGCAUACAAAUACCUUGGUAUUUGGAUUGGCAAUGAUUUAUCAUUUAAAAAACAAAAGACUGAGCUUGUUAAGAAACUAAGAUUCAAAGUGGGCUUUUCCACCUUACGUGUGGAAUGAUCGACAAUACACUUUAAAAUUGAAGGAAUGGGUGCCUCUAGGGCAUUUCAAAUGGUUGUUGGGGGACCUUUGUACCAGCAUUGAAUCCCUGUCAAAAUAAAGAUUAAAUAAAACAAUUACAGUUUCAAUAUUUCUGGCCCAGAAAGUCAGAUUCUUAUGAGGAAAAUGUAUCCUGGUUCAGUGGGUUCUCCCACAGUUUUCUAAGAGGCUCUAUAUCAUCUGAGAAGGGUACUUGGUGGUGCUACAGACCACAACUGUAGCCGAAAAAUCUGCAUUUUCGUCCUUUCUGUAUAUCUGCAUGCCUUAAAUAGAACUUUAAGAAAAGUAACUAUUAAUGCAUCCAUUGCAUAGUCUAAGUGUUUAUGUUUGAUAAUCCACUAAGUUUCUGUUGUGAAUUUCUGGAUAUUUGACCUAAAUCACUAGAUUUAACCUUUUGCCCAUUGAAAAUUGCCUUAAGAAUCCAACAUACACUUAUUUAUUUUUACUAUUUUCCACAUUGUAGAAUAAUAGUGAAGACAUCACAACUAUGAAAUAACACAUAUGGAAUCAUGCAGUAACCAAUAAAGUGUUAAACAAAUCAAAAUAUAUUCUAUAUUUGAGAUUGUUCAAAUAGCCACCCUUUGCCUUGAUGACAGCUUUGCACACUCUUGGCAAUGUAGAAAAUAGUAAAAAUAAAGAAAAAGCAUUGAAUGAGUAGGUGUUCCAAAAUUUUUGACCGGUGGUGUAAAUUGUUAUGGCCGGUGUUGUCUUGUCUGGUGGGGGCUUGGUGGAUGACGUGUCUUUUUAUGUUCAGGGCCAGACCCAGGAGUGUGUACGUCUUUUCAAAGGCAUCCAGAAUGCCCUAUAUGUCUUCUUCCAAGUGGGCAGGGAUUGCUUUGUCAUGUACAUAAAAUGGAGACAGAUGGCGGCUCUGAAGAGGGCCGGCGUCUUCCUGGUUCCUGCUCGUCUUUGCUUUUUUAUGGCUAUUUUUGCGUUAAUUAUUACUUUGUUUUCUCCGAAUUUUCAUGCAAUAAUUUCCUACGGCUGACAAACACUUCUGGAUCAUGAAUCGGAAGCUACACACUUAUUUCUCAGCCUCCCAGAUCUGGAAUGCUACAUUUGCUCCUUUGUUCUCCACGCAGCGGGCUUACCUGUUGCUGCUGAACAAGAUGACCGAAGGCAACACCAGUGACUAAGAAGAGGAAGGAAAGGGGUCUCCAAGCUAGGCUGAAAGGAUGGGCUACACAGCCUCCUCUUCCUAGUAUCCUGAUGGCUAAUGUCCAAUCGCUGUGAAAUACACUUUGAACUCAGAGCAAGGCUUCAAUCACAGAAGGACAUCACGGAAUGCUGUGUUUUUACAGAGACAUGGCUUACAGACGAUACACUUGACUCUGCUAUUCAACCAGACGGCUUUUCCCUUUUCCUUAUGGAUCGAACGGAGGCUUCUGCUAAGAGUAGGGGGAGGGGUAUGUUUCUUCAUCAACAAUUCCUGGUGAACCGAAGUUGAAAACACCUCGAGCUCCCAUUCUCCCAACCUGGAGUUCCUGAUGCUAAAAUACCGACCCCACUAUGUGCAGAGGGAAUUCACGGGUUAUUAUCACAGCUGUGUAUAUACCUCCACAAGCAAACACCAAGGCAAACUGUACAAGAUCAUUAGCCAACAAAAAUCCUCUUACCCGGAAGCAGUCUUUAUUGCUGGAUCAUGUAUAUACAAACAUCCGUGACAUGUAAAAAACCAUCCCCCACCCCCAUUUCGUCCAAUCAGAUAACGUCUCUCUGUCCCUACUUCCCACCUACAAGCAGCAACUCAAGAGAGAGCCACCAACACAGAGAAUAGUGAGGUGCUGGACAGAGGAGGUAGACUCAAUGCUGCAGGAUUGUUUUGAGAAUACUGAUUGGAAUAUGUUCAAUGAUUCAUCCACCCAGGACUCAUCCAUUAACAUUGAGGAAUAUACAUCGUCAGUCACAGGCUUCAUUAGGAAAUGUGUUGAUGAUGUUGAACCCACAAUAACAACCCCAACCAAAAUCCCUGAAUGAAGUGCAGCUUUCAACGUAAGCAGAAUGAACCCUGAUGACUCAGUGGCGCACGACGCGUACACGGCAAGCAGGUACAAGCUCUGCAAAUUCAUUAGGGAUGCAAAAAGACAAUACAGACUCAAACUUGAAUUGAUGUUCGACAACUCAAAUGCAUGUGGGAAGGACUACAGACUAAUACAGACUACAAAGACAAAGCCUCGCUCCCAGACAAGCUUACCACAUUCUAUGCUCGAUUCGAGGCAGACAAUGCAGAGCCAUUCAGGAAGACUCUAGCUGUUCUGGAUGACCAGGUGUUUCGCUCUCAAAUCAAAUCAAAUUUUAUUUGUCACAUACACGUGUUUAGCAGAUGUUAUUACGGGUAUAGCGAAAUGCUUGUGCUUCUAGCUCCGACAGUGCAGUAAUAUCUAACAAAUAAUAUCUAACAAUUUCACAACAUAUACCCAAUAAACACAAAUAUAGGUAAGGAAUGGAAUUAACAAAUAUACAUAUAUGGACAAGCAAUGACAGAGCGGCAUGGACUAAGAUACAGUAGAAUAUGAUAGAAAACAGUAUAUACACAUAUGAGAUGAGUAAUGCAAGAUAUGUAAACAUUAUUAAAGUGACUAGUGUUUCAUUUCUUAAUGUCGCCAAUGAUUUAUAUAGGCAACAGCAGCCUCUAAUCUGCUAGUGAUAGCUAUUUAACAGUCUGAUGGCCUUGAGAUAGAAGCCUUUUUCUCAGUCUCUCGGUCCCAGCUUUGAUGCACCUGUACUGACCUCGCCUUCUGGAUGAUAGCGGGGUGAACAGGCAGUGGCUCGGAUGGUUGAUGUCCUUUUUGGCCUUCCUGUGACAUCAGGUGCUAUAGGGUGUCCUGGAGGGCGGGUAGUUUGCCCCUGGUAAUGUGUUCGGCAGACCGCACCACCCUCUGGAGAGCCCUGCGGUUGCGGACAGUGGAGUUGCCGUACCAGGUGGUGAUACAGCCCGACAGGAUGUUCUCAAUUGUGCAUCUGUAAAAGUUUGUGUGGGUUUUAGUUGCCAAGCCAAAUUUCUUUAGCCUCCUGAGGUUGAAGAGGCUCUGUUGCGCCUUCUUCACCACACUGUCUGUGUGGAUGGACCAUUUCAGUUUGUCAGUGAUGUGUACGCCAAGGAACUUGAAGCUUUCCACCUUCUCCACUGCGGUCCCGUCGAUGUGGAUAGGGGGGUGCACCCUCUGCUGUUUCCUGAAGUCCACGAUCAUCUCCUUUGUUUUGUUGACGUUGAGUGAGAGGUUCUUUUCCUGGCACCACACUCCCAGGGCUCUCACCUCCUCCCUGUAUGCUGUCUCAUUGUUGGUAAUCAAGCCUACUACUGUUGUGUCGUCUGCAAACUUGAUGAUUGACUUGGAGCUGUGCUUGGCCACGCAGUCAUGGGUGAACAGGGAGUACAGGAGGGGGCUGAGCACGCACCCAGCGAAGUGGAGGUGUUAUUUCCUACCUUCACCACCUGGGGUUGGCCCGUCAGGAAGUCCAGGACCCAGUUGCAUAGGGCGGGAUUCAGACCCAGAGCCUCUAGCUUAAUGAUGCUUGGAGGGUACUAUGGUGUUGAAUGCUGAGCUAUAGUCAAUGAACAGCAUUCUUACAUAGGUAUUCCUCUUGUCCAGAUGGGAUAGGGCAGUGUGCAGUGUGAUGGCGAUUGCAUCGUCUGUGGAUCUAUUGGGGCAGUAAGCAAAUUGAAGUGGGUCUAGGGUGACAGGUAAGGUAGAGGUGAUACGAUCCUUGACUAGUCUCUCAAAGCAGUUCAUGAUGACAGAAGUGAGUGCUACGGGGCUAUAGUCAUUUAGUUCCGGCAGCCUUGCGGGGGUUAACAUUAUUAAAUGUCUCCGAGACUGAGGUGAGGAAAACUCUCAAAAGAGUGAAUACUCGCAAAGCCGCCGGCCAGAUGGAGUGUGUGGUGACCAGCUGGCAGGCGUCCUCUGACAUUUUCAACCUGUCCCUGUCCCAGGCUGUAGUCCCCACCUGCUUCAAGGAGACCACCCUCGUCCCAGUGUCCAAGAAAAACAAGGUGACAUGCCCAAAUGUCUAUCGCCCUGCCGCACUCACCCUGGCCAUCAUGAAGUGCUUCGAGAGGCUGGUCAUGGCUCACAUCAAGGCCAGCAUGCCAGGCACACUGGACCCAUUCCAAUUUGGAAGGAUGGCAGCAAUGAAGAUUACAAAAAGGGUGGGGCAAUGAUGCAGCCCUGUUUCAUCCCAGUUUCCAUCUUCAAGGGUUCCAUUUUAGCACCACUGUAAAUGAUCAGUGUUGCCGACAUGUCCUGCAGCAGUCACAGUACCCUGGUGAGCUGGUCAGGUUAGCUGAUAUUUUACAGAAUCAGCCAAAGGGCAUGACAGUUCAUAGUCAAAUCAUUUUGUAAGGUCUAUAAAGGUCAUGUAAAGUGUUUGCUUUUUCUCUUGCAGUUAUGGUGUUGUGAAAAUCAUGUCCGUUGUGCCUCUGGAUGGGCGAAAGCCUCAUUGUGAUUCUGGGAGGGGUAGGAGUUGGUUGGCCAGUACGUGAUUUAAGUAUUUUCCCAGUGGUGGACAGUAGGAAUAUGCAUGCCUAUGUAGUUCCCACAAAUGUUCUUGUCCCCCUUUUUAAAGAUGGUAACAAUUUGAGUUCUGUGGGAAUUCUCUCCUUGUGCCAGAUCUUCAGGAGCAGGGCAUGUAUGCGGUGUAAGAAAGAGCACUUAGGCUCAGGUAUGUGGCCUUGCUAUUUCUUACCUUCUUGAUGGCAUUUUGUACCUCCUACUUGCUAAGUGGUUUUCCUAGGUCUUCCUUUAUGAUUUGCUGAGGGGUUUGGUCGAGGAUCUCCAUCUCAACGGUUGUACUUCGGUUUGAAGAGUUCUUCUAAGUGUUCUCUCCAAUGGGAUGUGAUUGAUUCAUCAUCCUUCAGCAGCUUUUGUCCAUCUUUGGAGCGAAACAGGUUUAGGCCACGGGAACUGGGUCUGUAUACUGCCUUGGUGGCAUCGAAGAAGCCUUGGGUAUCGCCAGAGUCUACCAGCUACUGCAAUUCCAGUGCCUUACCUGUCCACCAUUUUUUCGAGUCCCUUCACCCAGGGUUGGACAUCCACCUUCGCUCUGGCGUGAGUCUCUCUUUUGCCUUAACAGCUUACCAAAAACAGUCUUGUGGUAUUGCAGUUUCCUGUUAUCACCCAGACUAUGUUGAGUAUUGGCUGUCUUAGCCCUAGUUUGCACCAUUCUUUUUUGCAUCAGUCUAAUGGACAUAGUGGAGUAGAUCAAGGAAUGGUCUGUCCUGUCCAAGAGUCAUCUGGACUUGUGAUGUUCAUAUCACGACAAUCCUUGCUUCAGACAAUGACAUAGUCAAUGAUAUGCCAGAGUGGGGAUAAAUCCAGGAUAUUUUGUUUUUCUGAUGGAAGAGUGUGUUGGUGAUGAUAAGGUCAUGUUCUACAAAUUUGGUUAGGAGAAUAACUCCAUUUGAGUUGGUUUGCUGACACCUUCCUUCCCAAUCAUGCCUCUCCAAAUGUUGUGGUCCUGGCCGACCCUGGCAGUAAAAUCCCCAAGAAGAAUGAUUGUGUCUUCCUUAGGAAUACUUGAGAGUCCAAGUUGGUAUAGAAGGUCUCAAACAAUGGAAGAACUUUGGGCAUUAACCACAACCUUCCCUUCAAGCUGUAAUGUGUUUCUGUUUUUUAUGAUACAGUGAUAGACCUGUGUGCUGAGGAGAAGCAUGACUGUGAGCAGAUCUGUAUCACCUCCCCGGGCACCUUCACCUGUGACUGCAACACUGGCUACACCCUCAAUGACGACAAGAUGACCUGCACAAGUUAGUGAGGCCAUCAUCAGGCCAAAUAAUAGAGGAAGCCCAGAUAUGAAACAACAACCUUCCCUUCAAGCAAUAAUCAGUGUCUCUGUUUUUAUGAUACAGUGAUAGACCUGUGUGCUGAGGGGAAGCAUGACUGUGAGCAGAUCUGUAUCGCCUCCCCAGGCGCCUUCACCUGUGACUGCAACACUGGCUUCAAACUCAACAAUGAUAAGAAUACCUGCACAAGUUAGUGAGGCCAUCAUUAGCGAGGCCAUCAUUUACUGUAGCUAGGGGCAGCAUAUUUGAGGCGGCUGCUGGGUGAGAUUUGCGGUGAACAUUGUGAGCGCAAUAAACCUAAAGUAUGUACUCAUCCGUGUUUAUCAAGCUUGAGACCCAGCAUUAAAAUACAGAUAUUGGAAAUCCACAUUUGAAAAUAGGUUUUGAAAAUUAAAGGAAUAUUCAUAUUUUUGGUCCAUAUUACUUGCACACAACAGGACUUGAUCUGCGUUCAAAUUGCAUGUGUUUUCUUUCUAAUAUUUUCAGCACUUGAUUGAGCCUGACUGGAAUGCUAGAUGGGCGGCGUUUGCACUUUUGGGACUAUGUCAGUCCAAGUCAGCUCAAUCAAAAGCGGCUAAAGUAUUCAAAACAAUACAAAUACUAUUUGAACCCAGGUCUGUUUCUUAAUAGAAACAUCUGUGCUGUUGGUCACAAUCAAAUAACAUUAACUUGCUUUUAUGCCAUGUAGUUACUUUUUAACUACAUUAGUAACAAGAACGCAAUUACUGGCUAUCUAUGCUAUCAGAUAGAUAGGAGUUAGCAUUUAGCAAAAAAAAUCUACACCCGAAAAGGACAACAUCUAAAUAUUAUGCUGCAAAAACAGCCAAAUAUAUCCAAAUUGGAUUUUAGUAACCACAUUAGAAAUGUUAUAAAAUGUGCACGUUGUUAGUAUCAGCUUUUUUGAAUGGUGCCAAUAACGGCAUCCUUGUGCUGUCCCUCAUGGCGUCCCAUUGAUCCUGGACCAAAGCUAUGACACCACACACUUCUCAUCCACUGCCCCUCAGUUUUUCAGUGUGUCCAUGUGUGUGUUUGUCCCUCCACAGACCUUGACCUGUGUAACACAGUGGAGCAUGGCUGUGAGCACCAGUGUAUCAGUACACCAGGAUCCUACUACUGCAUCUGCCCUGAGGGACAGCUACUGGCAGAGGAUGGCAAGGGCUGCGGAAGUAAGUAUACUUCACACACCCACUGAAUACAAUAAUGUGAACACCCUCAUGGUUCUUUCUUCUCAUCUGAAGAACCCUUUUUGGAAGAUGAGGGUUCUUCAUAAGGCAAACGGUUCUUCCUAGAACCCUUUUCUUCCUAAAAAGCUGUUUUUGGAAGAAAUUGUUAUUUGAUGAUUCAUUGGUAGGCAAAAAGGGUUCUACAUAGAACCCUUCUGAAUCUGAAUAAGCAUUUUUAUAGAUUGUAUUUCUUUAUUUUGAAUAGUGCCUGAUCAUUAAUGUUUACAUCAGUUAAAAUGUUAACAUCAGUUUGAGUAAUCAGAGUUUAAAAAGAUAGGUAUGAGGAAUUGUACCUAUAUGGGAAUAUUUGUGCAUGUACCUGGUAUUCCCUUAAUAAUUUUACAUAGACAGUACUGACAUAGUUGAUAUCUUUGCCAUGAUUUCUGUCAUUCAAAUUAGUAUUUUCUGUGAUUUAAUUGAGCAGAGAGUAGGAGAAUAGAAGUAUAAGUGAACCAGCAGUGUAGUGUAUGGUUCACAGAAAAUUGGUCAGUGUAACCUAGAGUUGAUUAUUCAGUGUAACAUUUUUAGUGUUGAUUCAGGAGUUAAAUAAUAAUUUGAGUGUGAUUGUGUCAUUCAACUCUGUGUAGAGUAAAACACGCAAAACCACACCCAUCUUAUCAUACUGUAUUUCCCAUCAUGUUCUAGUGUAGGUUGAUUUUCAGAAUUGUUUCUUUCAAUGUCUGUGUUUUUCAUGUACGUUGAUUGGUUGAUUAAUCAAAUGCUACACAACAUAAGUAACAUACACUACCAGGCAAAAGUUUUACAACCCCUACUCAUUCAAGGGUUUUUCUUUAUUUUUACUAUUUUCUACAUUGUAGAAUAGUGAAGACAUCACAAUUAUGAAAUAACACAUAUGGAAUCAUGUAGUAACCAAAAAAGUGUUGAACAAAUCAAAAUAUAUUUUAUAUUUGAGAUUCUUCAAAUAGCCAUACUUUGCCUUUAUGACAGCUUUGCACACUCUUGGCGUUCUCUCAACCAGCUGCAUGAGGUAGUCACCUGGAAUGCAUUUCAAUUAACAGGUGUGCCUUCUUAAAAGUUGAUUUGUGGAAUUUAUUUCCUUCAUAAUGCGUUUGAGCCUAUCAGUUGUGUUGUGACAAGGUAGGGGGAGUAUACAGAAGAUAGCCCUAUUUGGUAAAAGACCAAGUUCAUAUUAUGGCAAGAACAGCUCAAAUAUGUAGAGAGAAACGACAGUCCAUCAUUACUUGAAGACAUGAAGGUCAGUCAAUACGGAACAUUUCAAGAACUUUGAACAAGUGCAGUCGCAAAAACCAUCAAGUGCUUUGAUGAAACUGGCUCUCAUGAGGACCGCCACAGGAAAGGAAGACCCAAAGUUACCUCUGCUGCAGAGGAUAAGUUCAUUAGAGUUAACUGCACCUCAGAUUGCAGCCCAAAUAAAUGCUUCACAGACACAUCAACAUCAACUGUUCAAGGGAGACUGUGUGAAUCAGGCCUUCAUGGUUGAAUUGCUGCAAAGAAACCACUACUAAAGGACACCAAUAAGACGAAGAGACUUGCUUGGGCCAAGAAACAUGAGCAAUGGACAUUAGACCGGUGGGAAUGUGUCCUUUGGUCUGGAGUCCAAAUUUGAGAUUUUGGGUUCCAACCGCCGUGUCUUUGUGAGACGCGGUGUUGGGGGACGGAUUAUCUCUGCAUGUUUAUUUCCCACCGUAAAGCAUGGAGGAGGAAGUGUUAUGGUGUGGGGGAGCUUUGCUGGUGACACUGUCUGUGAUUUACUUAGAAUUCAAGGCACACUUAACCAGUGAUACGCCAUCCCAUCUAGUUUGGGCUUAGUGGGACUAUCAUUUGUUUAUCAACAGGACAAUGAACCAACACACCUCCAGGCUGUGUAAGGGCUAUUUUACCAAGAAGGAGAGUGAUGGAGUGCUGCAUCAGAUGACAUGGCCUCCACAAUCCCCCGACCUCAACCCAAUUGAGAUGGUUUGGGAUGAGUUGGACCGCAGAGUGAAGGAAAAGCAGCCAACAAGUGCUCAGCAUAUGUGGGAACUUUUGAAAAAUCAUUCCAGGUGAAGCUGGUUGAGAGAAUGCCAAGUGUGUGCAAAGCUGUCAUCAAGGCAAAGGGUGGCUAUUUGAAGAAUCUCAAAUAUAACAUAUAUUUUGAUUUGUUUAACACUUUUUUGGUUACUACAUGAUUCCACGUGUUAUUUCAUAGUUUUGAUAUCUUCACUAUUAUUUUACAAUGUGAAAAAUAAGAAAAAGAAAGAAAAACCCUUGAAUGAGUAGGUGUGUCCAAACUCUUGACUGGUAGUGUAUGUAAUGUAUUGUCAUAAAGUGUAGUGAUGGACGUUCCAUGUCUUUUCCGUAAGCCGGAUCUUUUGGCUCUUUUCACCAAAAUGAGCACUUCAUUUGGCUCCCAAACGGCUCUUCAUUCAGUAGUGCUUAAAAAAUGUAUGAAAAUGUAUAGCAAAUGUGUAAUGUAAAGCCUAAAAGGUUGCCCAUCAUUAUGUCAGAUCGUGAAAUGUGUGUUCAAAUACAUUUUACCUAACGAAAUUAGAUCGCUUGCAAAAAAAAGUACUAUAAUUUUAACGCACUGCAAAAAUUGAGUGUGGACAAGAUUGAGGCUCUCUCCUCACUACUUAUUAUUCCUGCAGUGAGGAAUUACCAUCUUCAGAGAAUGUUUUUAUAACUUAUAGAUAAUCGUUGUGUGGAGCUCAAAAAGCAGUAGUAACAGUAUUCAAAUCAGGGAACCAAAUGAACAGCUCUUCACAAAUAUAUGAUUCGGUUCCCGACGUUCACCAAAAAGAUCUGUUCAAAAAUAGCAGUUCAAUCGCGAACGACUCAUCACUAAUAGAGAGUUGAAUUUUCAAGGCUAAUAAGACUGGUGGAACCGUUCAUAUAGGGUUCUAGGAAGAACCCUUCAAAGAUAAAAGGGUUCUUGGUAGAACCAUUUAUGGAGGGUUCUACCUAGCACCAAAAAGGGUUCCCUUAUGGAGACAAGCCGAAGAACCCUAUAUUGUUCUAAUAAGCACCUUUUUUUCUCAGUGUACAUCUCCUGUGAUUCACCAGGGGUUUAAUCAUUAGUCCAAACAGUUGUGUUUGCUUUGUUAUGUUUUGCAACUAAAACAAGAGUUUCUAUUGGACAAAUUCAGGUAGGUCCCUCCCCGUUUCGUUCCGUUUGCUUCCGUUUAAGAUAUGUUUUGCAACCGAAUCGGCGUAAUAAAUACACCCCUGGAUGCAAUGGCACUAUACAACUACUUCUAUUCAGUUGUCUCUCUGUAGUAUCUAGAAUACAGUAUCUAACGUGCUCUAAAACUAAAAUGAGCAACAGUCGUCAAAAUGGAUAAAAGGUCAAAAAUAAAGUUCUGAUAAAUGUAACAGAUGCAUAAUGGAGUAAGACACUCAACUCAUUUUGAAUAAAACAAAUCCUUCAAAUAUCGACUGUAUUAUAGCACAUAAACAAUUGUAUAAUGAGAGCAAAUCUAUGGAAUCGAGACAUUUGUGGGAUUUCAAUGAUUCAAUUGAAUGUCAAAUGUAAUUGUUUCUUCUUUGAAAUUAUACAAAUGUUUUUAAACCACAUAUGGCCCUUUUAUAUGUUUUGCUAUUAUAUUGAUAGAAUAAUGAAGUUUGAAAAUAACUAAUUUCAAUAUACUGUACAUACAGUGCCUUCAUAAAGUAUUUGUAUUUGUAUUUAUUAGGGAUCCCCAUUGGCUGCUGCCAAGACAGCAGCUACUCUUCCUGGGGUCCAAACACAUUAAGGCACUUACAUCACACAUAAAACAAAAGAUAAAACAGCACAUCAUUUAACAUUAUUACACCACUACAUAUCUACAAUACAAAAUGUAUAAUACCACCAUACAACAUUACAAUGUACGUGUGUAGAGUGUGUGUGCUAGCGUGUGUGUGUGUAUGUGUGUGUCUGUUCCUGUGUGUGUCUCUCUCUUCACAGUCCCCGCUGUUCCAUAAGGUGUAUUUUUAACUGUUUUUUAAAUCUGAUUCUAUUGCUUGCAUCAGUUACCUGAUGUGGAAUAGAGUACAGUGGGGAAAAAAAGUAUUUAGUCAGCCACCAAUUAUGCAAGUUCUCCCACUUAAAAAGAUGAGAGAGGCCUGUAAAUUUCAUCAUAGGUACACGUCAACAGACAAAUUGAGAAAAAAAAUCCAGAAAAUCACAUUGUAGGAUUUUUUAUGAAUUUAUUUGCAAAUUUGGUCACCUACAAAAAAGCAAGAUUUCUGGCUCUCACAGACCUGUAACUUCUUCUUUAAGAGGCUCCUCUGUCCUCCACUCGUUACCUGUAUUAAUGGCACCUGUUUGAACUUGUUAUCAGUAUAAAAGACACCUGUCCACAACCUCAAACAGUCACACUCCAAACUCCACUAUGGCCAAGACCAAAGAGCUGUCAAAGGACACCAGAAACAAAAUUGUAGACCUGCACCAGGCUGGGAAGACUGAAUCUGCAAUAGGUAAGCAGCUUGGUUUGAAUAAAUCAACUGUGGGAGCAAUUAUUAGGAAAUGGAAGACAUACAAGACCACUGAUAAUCUCCCUCGAUCUGGGGCUCCACGCAAGAUCUCACCCUGUGGGGUCAAAAUGAUCACAAGAACAGUUAGCGAAAAUUCCAGAACCACAUGGGGGGACCUAGUGAAUGACCUGCAGAGAGCUGGGACCAAAGUAACAAAGCCUACCAUCAGUAUCACACUACGCCGCCAGGGACUCAAAUCCUGCAGUGCCAGACGUGUCCCCAUGCUUAAGCCAGUACAUGUCCAGGCCAGUCUGAAGUUUGCUAGAGUGCAUUUGGAUGAUCCAGAAGAGGAUUGGGAGAAUGUCAUAUGGUCAGAUGAAACCAAAAUAUAACUUUUUGGUAAAAACUCAACUCGUCGUGUUUGGAGGACAAAGAAUGUUGAGUUGCAUCCAAAGAACACCAUACCUACUGUGAAGCAUGGGGGUGGAAACAUCAUGCUUUGGGGCUGUUUUUCUGCAAAGGGACCAGGACGACUGAUCCGUGUAAAGGAAAUAAUGAAUGGGGCCAUGUAUCGUGAGAUUUUGAGUGAAAACCUCCUUCCAUCAGCAAGGGCAUUGAAGAUGAAACGUGGCUGGGUCUUUCAGCAUGAAACACACCGCCCGGGCAACGAAGGAGUGGCUUCGUAAAAAGCAUUUCAAGGUCCUGGAGUGGCCUAGCCAGUCUCCAGAUCUCAACUCCAUAGAAAAUCUUUGGAGGGAGUUGAAAGUCUGUGUUGCCCAGCGACAGCCCCAAAACAUCACUGCUCUAGAGGAGAUCUGCAUGGAGGAAUGGGCCAAAAUACCAGCAACAGUGUGUGAAAACCUUGUGAAGACUUACAGAAAACGUUUGACCUGUGUCAUUGCCAACAAAGGGUAUAUAACAAAGUAUUGAGAAACUUUUGUUAUUGACCAAAUACUUAUUUUCCACCAUAAUUUGCAAAUUAAUUAAUUAAAAAUCCUACAAUGUGAUUUUCUGGAUUUUUUUUCCUCAUUUUGUCUGUCAUAGUUGACGUGUACCUAUGAUGAAAAUUACAGGCCUCUCUCAUAUUUUUAAGUGGGAGAACUUGCACAAUUGGUGGUUGACUAAAUACUUUUUUUCCCCCACUGUACUUGCAGUGCAUAGGCUACUCCAUUCAACUUGUAUCCUUCCCCAUUUCCAAAGAGCGCCUCUUGUCCGGUUAACAAAUACACGCCAAACAUAUUCAAGUUAUUCACUCAUAUAACACCAUAUCAACGGUAGGGCCUAGGCUAUAUCUUUGCUUAUUGAUAACGUGCCUCACACAUACAAUACAAUUUACAGGAGCGUAGCAUUUUUUAUUUGAGCAGAAGUGCGGUGCAUAUAAUCAUUGAAGCCAAUGACAACAAUGUUGACUGUCAACACUCCAAACAUAUUGAGCAAACACUAAUGUUGUUUUUCACUGUUGCUAUUACUGGUUACUGCAAUAAUUGACAUAGCUAUUUUCUACCAAUUGAGGUACUCAAAGCACUUUAUAUAGUAGAGGGAAACUCACCUCAUCCACCACCAAUGUGUAGCACCCACCUAGAUGAUGCACAGCAACCAUUUUUGUGCCAGAACACUCACCACACAUCAGUUUAGAAGUUAUAUAUGCCAAUUAGGAAUGAGGGGGAUGAUUAGGUGGCCAUGAUGGAAUAGGGCCAGGUUGGGAAUUCAGCCAUGACACCAUCUCUACUCUUACAAUAAGUGCCAUGGGAUUUUUAAAUGACCACAAAGAGUCAGGACACCCGUUUAAUGUAACAUCUGAAAGACAGCUCCCUACGCAGGGCAAUGUCCACUUCACUACCCUGGGCAUUGAGAUUUCCUUAGACCAGAGGGAAGAAUGCCCCAUACUGGCCCUCCAACACCAGAUCCAGCAGCAUCUGGUCUCCCAUCCAGGGACUGACCCAGAUCAACCCUGCUUAGCUUCAGAGGCAAGCCAGCAGUGGGAUGCAGGGUGGUAUGCUGCUAUUUAAUAAACUGUAUCAAUCCACAAUGGACUAGGAAGAGACUAUUCCGUGCCCUCAGCCGAAUUAAGACAACGCAAAGACCGUCAAUAACCUACAGAACUUGAGACAACGGCAUGCAGUAUUAAGCCGUGAAACACAUUGAUUGGCCAGUGAGUUUCUAAGCCCUCUUCACACCUAUAAUUAAUUUUGCACCACCGCCAGCUAUUGCACUCAAUUCCCGCAUGUGAAAAUAGCUAAAAUAUUUUUGAUACACCUCCGGACCUAUAGCCCUACUGCCAGCGCUAAGAUUUAUCAUUGCGCUAGGUUUGUAAAAAUAGAACCCCUAUAGCCCAUGUCUACGAUUUCCAACAAUACCCCCAUCCUUUUGAGGCAUAGUUUCACACUUCUCCACGAUAGUAAAGCUCAAGAGAAAAGGUGGUUUGCACAGGUAAUCGUAUGAAUAUUGUCCGUUUCUAUUUUGAAAUCUAUCGGUGACGUGACAAUUAGUUGACAAAUGGAUUAUCCACUUCUCAAACAAAACCAAAUGAAAGCUGAACUGAGCUGUAUUCUCAGGUGGGCGUGGCUUGAGCCUUGCUACUGAAAUGACAUAACCUACAAAUAAAACCAGCUCUUCCAAAAUAAAAAUAUUUAGCCAGGUAAGUCUUUGAGAACAAAUUCUCUUUUUCAAUGCCGAUCUGGUAAAAUGCAUAAUAACUGCACAUCCCACAGUGUUUUAUGAAAGACCUACAAUCCAUGCAUGGUAAAUGAAAGGGGCAUGUUACUGUAUGAAAAGGGCCCUAAUUACCCCCAAUGUCCCACCCAGCCUGCAGAUCGGCCAACAUCGACCUGGUCCUCCUCAUCGAUGGCUCAAAAAGUGUGCGUCCUCAGAACUUUGAGCUGGUCAAGCAGUUUGUCAACCAGGUGGUGGACUCCCUGGAUGUGUCGGCCCAUGGGACACGAGUGGGCCUAGUGCAGUACUCCAGCCGCGUGCGAACCGAGUUCGCCCUCAAAAUGUACCAGAAGGCGGAUGACAUCAAGAAGGCGGUGAUGAACGUGGAGUACAUGGAGAAGGGCACCAUGACGGGCCUGGCCCUCAAGCACAUGGUGGAGAACAGCUUCUCGGAGGCAGAGGGUGCCCGCAAGAACAUCCCUCGUGUGGGCCUGGUCUUCACUGACGGCCGCUCUCAGGACGACAUCACCGAGUGGGCCAAGAAGGCCAAAGAAGCAGGUAGGUGACAAGGGGGCUGAGAUAUUUAAUUGCCUGGUGUAUUAUAAAGCGCCUGCAGUAAUGUUUACAUAAGGCCAAGAGAAUGACAAAGAUUGCAUAUAGCAUGAUUAGGAAAUAUGGAAUCAAUUGGUUCAUACAUGAAAACAGUUUAAUAACUUUUUCUUUAAAGCAUACUACUUACUACAGUGGGGAGAACAAGUAUUUGAUACACUGCCGAUUUUGCAGGUUUUCCUACUUACAAAGCAUGUAGAGGUCUGUAAUUUUUAUCAUAGGAACACUUCAACUGUGAGAGACGGAAUCUAAAACAAAAAUCCAGAAAAUCACAUUGUAUGUUUUUUAAGUAAUUCAUUUGCAUUUUAUUGCAUGACAUAAGUAUUUGAUACAUCAGAAAAGCAGAACUUAAUAUUUGGUACAGAAACCUUUGUUUGCAAUUACAGAGAUCAUACGUUUCCUGUAGGUCUUGACCAGGUUUGCACACACUGCAGCAGGGAUUUUGGCCCACUCCUCCAUACCUUCUCCAGAUCCUUCAGGUUUCGGGGCUGUCGCUGGGCAAUACAGACUUUCAGCUAUUGGGUUCAGGUCUGGAGACUGGCUAGGCCACUCCAGGACCUUGAGAUGCUUCUUAUGGAGCCACUCCUUAGUUGCCCUGGCUGUGUGUUUCGGGUCGUUGUCAUGCUGGAAGACCAAGCCACGACCCAUCUUCAAUGCUCUUACUGAGGGAAGGAGGUUGUUGGCCAAGAUCUCACGAUACAUGGCCCCAUCCAUCCUCCCCUCAAUACGGUGCAGUCAUCCUGUCCCCUUUGCAGAAAAGCAUCCCCAAAGAAUGAUGUUUCCACCUCCAUGCUUCACGGUUGGGAUGGUGUUCUUGGGGUUGUACUCAUUCUUCUUCUUCCUCCAAACACGGUGAGUAGAGUUUAGACCAAAAAGCUAUAUUUUUGUCUCAUCAGACCACAUUACCUUCUCCCAUUACUCCUCUGGAUCAUCCAGAUGGUAAUUAGCAAACUUCAGACGGGCCUGGACAUGCGCUGGCUUGAGCAGGGGGACAUUGCGUGCGCUGCAGGAUUUUCUUUGAGACUGUGGUCCUAGCUCUCUUCAGGUCAUUGACCAGGUCCUGCCGUGUAGUUCUGGGCUGAUCCCUCACCUUCCUCAUGAUCAUUGAUGCCCCUCGAGGUGAGAUCUUGCAUGGAGCCCUAGACCGAGGGUGAUUGACCGUCAUCUUGAACUUCUUCCAUUUUCUAAUAAUUGCGCCAACAGUUGUUGCCUUCUCACCAAGCUGCUUGCCUAUUGUCCUGUAGCCCAUCCCAGCCUUGUGCAGGUCUACAAUUUUAUUAUUGAUGUCCUUACACAGCUCUCUGGUCUUGGCCAUUGUGGAGAGGUUGGAGUCUGUUUGAUUGAGUGUGUGGACAGGUGUCUUUUAUACAGGUAACGAGUUCAAACAGGUGCAGUUAAUACAGGUAAUGAGUGGAGAACAGGAGGGCUUCUUAAAAAAAAACUAACAGGUCUGUGAGAGCCGGAAUUCUUAUUGGAUGAUAGAUGAUCAAAUACUUAUGUCAUGCAAUAAAAUGCAAAUUAAUUACUUAAAAAUGAUACAAUGUGAUUAUCUGGAUUUUUGUUUUAGAUUCUGUCUCUCACAGUUGAAGUGUACCUAUGAUAAAAAUGACACACCACUACGUGCUUUGUAAGUAAGAAAACCUGCAAAAUCGGCAGUGUAUCAAAUACUUGUUCUCCCCACUGUACUUACAGACAAAUGGGCUGCCAUUUGCUACUUUGGUGUGUGACUGCCUGUUUCAACAAAACAGUUCUUGCAAUCAAAUACAAUUUAGGACUUCCUCCAACAUUCUAGUGAUAUAUUGUAUUGUCCUCUGUGCCAGGAAUCACCAUGUAUGCUGUUGGCGUUGGGAAGGCCGUCGAGGAUGAGCUACAUGAGAUUGCCUCAGAGCCACUAGACAAGCACUUCUUCUAUACCACUGACUUCACUUUCAUCAACCAGAUAGCAGAGAACCUCAAGCUCAAUGUCUGUGCAGGUACUUAUUUCUAUGAUCAAAGCAAAUCACAACACAUCAGAACAUGUUAUUUUAGAACACUAUCUACAGUCAGGCAAUGUGUGUGUGUGUGUGUGUGUGUGUGUGUGUGUGUGUGUGUGUGUGUGUGUGUGUGUGUGUUGGUGUUAGUGUUUGUGUGUGUGUUUUGUUCCCCACAAAGAUAGUAAAACAAACGUGUGUUUGUGUGUGUGUGUGUUUCAGAGGAGAGCCAGGGAGAGAUUGAGGUGAAAGACCCAUGUGCCUGUGAGAGUCUGGUUGAGUUCCAGCAAGCAACAAUGUCCACUCUGGAGCAGCUGAAAACAAAACAUAUCCUUCUAUAUAUUGCACCUGUUCAUUAAAGGUGCACUUUGUAGCUUGUCUUUUCCCUGUUGUAGCAUGACCAAUUACUGUAUAUGCGACUCAUUUCAGGAAACUAGGCGUAUGUUUCACGUCACUACUUCACAGAAGCGGUAUUUGAACCUAAACAUCGUAUUUACAAAUGCCUUCCGGAACAUGUGAACUUUCAUGUGCCUUAAUAACAUACUUGUAUGCCAUCUGUAAAUACGAAUACAAUUGUUAAAUUACUAGCCUAGUUGGUUUAGCCACGGAAAAAGAGGAACCUUCCCGCUAGCCAUAAUUGGCUGAGAUAAUGGAUGGGCUGGACAUGCCGAGAGAUGAGUUCGGAUUGGUCUUCCAUGUAGCAUGCGCUGUUCAGUAUGUGUAGGUAAUCCUUUCUACUGUGGCUUUUUGUGAAAAUAUCAUGAAGAACUGUAAAAGUGUUGCGAAUGCCCUCCACUUUCUGGAGGACUAUCGUGCCAUGCUGACUCUAAAAAUGAAUCAGACCAUGAGAAAAUCCCUGAUUUACUUAAGUUACACGUGGUCUGCCACUGCGAGGACAAUCAGCUGUCCAUCCUGUCUCCCUGUAGCGCUGUCUUAGGCAUCUCACAGUACGGUCAUUGCAAUUUAUUGCCCUGGCCACAUCUGCAGUCCUCAUGCCUCCUUGCAGCAUGCCUAAGGCAAGUUCACGCAGAUGAGCAGGGACCCUGGGCAUCUUUCUUUUGGUGUUUUUCAUUGUGAGUAGAAAGGCCUCUUUAGUGUCCUAUGUUUUCAUAACUGUGACCUUAAUUGCCUAUCGUCUGUAAGCUGUUAGUGUCUUAACGACCGUUCCACAGGUGCAUGUUCAUUAAUUGUUUAUGGUUCAUUGAACAAGCAUAUAUAUACACACACACACACACACACGUAUGUAUAUACGUAUAUACGUAUAUACAUAUACACAUACACACACACAUACACAUACACAUACACAUACACAUACAUAUACACAUACACAUACACACACGUAUGUACAUAUAUACAUACAUAUACACAUUCACAUGUACAUACACACACACACACACACACACACACAUACAUACAUAUACACACAUACAUAUACACAUACAGUGGGAAGAACAAGUAUUUGAUACACUGCCGAUUUUGCAGGUUUUCCUACUUACAAAGCAUGUAGAGGUCUGUCAUUUUUAUCAUAGGUACACUUAAACUGUGAGAGACGGAAUCUAAAACAAAAAUCCAGAAAACCACAUUGUAUGAUUUUUAAGUAAUUAAUUUGCAUUUUAUUGCAUGACAUAAGUAUUUGAUACAUCAGAAAAGCAGAACUUAAUAUUUGGUACAGAAACCUUUGAUUGCAAUUACAGAGAUCAUACGUUUCCUGUAGGUCUUGACCAGGUUUGCACACACUGCAGCAGGGAUUUUGGCCCACUCCUCCAUACAGACCUUCUCCAGAUCCUUCAGGUUUCGGGGCUGUCGCUGGGCAAUACGGAGUUUCAGCUCCCUCCAAAGAUGUUCUAUUGGGUUCAGGUCUGGAGACUGGCUAGGCCACUCCAGGACCUUGAGAUGCUUCUUACAGAGCCACUCCUUAGUUGCCCUGGCUGUGUGUUUCGGGUCGUUGUCAUGCUGGAAGACCAAGCCACGACCCAUCUUCAAUGCUCUUACUGAGGGAAGGAGGUUGUUGGCCAAGAUCUCGCGAUACAUGGCCCCAUCCAUCCUCCCCUCAAUACGGUGCAGUCGUCCUGUCCCCUUUGCAGAAAAGCAUCCCCAAAGAAUGAUGUUUCCACCUCCAUGCUUCACGGUUGGAAUGGUGUUCUUGGGGUUGUACUCAUCCUUCUUCUUCCUCCAAACACGGCGAGUGGAGUUUAGACCGAAAAGCUCUAUUUCUGUCUCAUCAGACCACAUGACCUUCUCCCAUUCCUCCUCUGGAUCAUCCAGAUGUUCAUUGGCAAACUUCAGAUGGGCCUGGACAUGCGCUGGCUUGAGCAGGGGGACCUUGCGUGCGCUGCAGAAUUGUAAUCCAUGACGGCAUAGUGUGUUACUAAUGGUUUUCUUUGAGACUGUGGUCCCAGCUCUCUUCAGGUCAUUGACCAGGUCCUGCCGUGUAGUUCUGGGCUGAUCCCUCACCUUCCUCAUGAUCAUUGAUGCCCCAUGAGGUGAGAUCUUGCAUGGAGCCCCAGACCAAGGGUGAUUGACCAUCAUCUUGAAUUUCUUCCAAUUUCUAAUAAUUGCGCCAACAGUUGUUGCCUUCUCACCAAGCUGCUUGCCUAUUGUCCUGUAGCCCAUCCCAGCCUUGUGCAGGUCUACAAUUUUAUCCCUGUAGGAGUCUGUUUGAUUGAGUGUGUGGACAGAUGUCUUUUAUAAAGGUAACGAGUUCAAACAGGUGCAGUUAAUACAGGUAAUGAGUGGAGAACAGGAGGGCUUCUUAAAGAAAAACUAACAGGUCUGUGAGAGCCGGAAUUCUUAUUGGAUGAUAGAUGAUCAAAUACUUAUGUCAUGCAAUAAAAUGCAAAUUAAUUACUUAAAAAUGAUACAAUGUGAUUUUCUGGAUUUUUGUUUUAGAUUCUGUCUCUCACAGUUGAAGUGUACCUAUGAUAAAAAUUACAGACCUCUACAUGCUUUGUAAGUAGGAAAACCUGCAAAAUCGGCAGUGUAUCAAAUACUUGUUCUCCCCACUGUACAUAUACAUACACACACAUACACAGCCUUCAGAAAGUAUACACACAAUACCCCAUAAUGACAAAGCAAAAAUAGGUGUUUUGAUUUUUUUGCAAAUUUAUAACAAAUAAAAAACUGAAAUAUCACAUUUACAUGAGUAUUCAGACCCUUUACUUUGCUGAAACACCUUUCGGAAGCGAUUACAGCCUUCCUCCACAGAGGAACUCUGGAGCUCUGUCAGAGUGACCAGCGGGUUCUUUGUUCACCUCCCUGACCAAGGCCCUUCUUCCCCGAUUGCUCAGUUUGACCAGGCAGCCAGCUCUAGGAAGAGUAAUGGUGGAUAUAGACUUAUUCCAUUUAAAAAUGAUGAGGCUACUGUGUUCUUGAGGACCUUCAGUUCGGUAGAAAAACCUGGUUUUCGCUUUGUCAUUAUGGGGUAUUGUGUGUAGAUUAAUGAGGAAUUUGUUUUAUUUAAUCCAUUUAAUCCAAAAUGUGGAAAAAGUCAAGGUAUCUGAAUACUUUCCGAAUGCACUGUAUAUACAGUACCAGUCAAAGUUGACACACCUACUCAUUCAAAGGUUUUUCUUUAUUUUUACUAUUUUGUACACUGUAGAAUAAUAGCGGGAGUAUACGUGACAAUUAGCUUUAAUAUUGCAGAUAGAAUGUGGCUUCCAACUUGAACAAACUUUCAAAGUUUUUGAAAUGUUCCGUAUUGACUGACCUUCAUGUCUUAAAGUAAUGAUGGACUGUCGUUUCUCUUUGCUUAUUUGAGCUGUUCUUGUCAUAAUAUGGACUGGGUCUUUUACCAAAUAGGGCUAUCUUCUGUAUACCAUCCUACCUUUUCACAACACAACUGAUUGGCUUAACACUUUUUUGGUUACUACAUGAUUCCAUGUAUGUUAUUUCAAAGUUUUGAUGUCUUCACUUAUAUUCUAAAUGUUGGAACAUUGUUACGGGGACUUGCUUUAAUUUAGCAACAAGAGCAUUAGUGAGGUCGGGCACAGACGUUGGGCAAUUACGCCUGGCUCGCAGUCAGCAUUCCAAUUCAUCCCAAAGGUGUUCGAUGGGGUUGAGGUCAGGGCUCUGUGCAGGCCAGUCAAGUUCUUCCACACCAAUUUCAACGAACAUCUUCUGUACGGACCUCACUUUGUGCACGGGGCAUUGUCAUGCUGAAACAGGAAAGAGCCUUCCCCAAACUGUUGCCACAAAGUUGGAAGCACUGAAUCGUCUAGAAUGUCGUAGUGCUGUAGUAUUAAGAUGUCACUUCACUGGAACUAAGGGGCCUAGCCCGAAUCAUGAAAAAAAAAAACAGCCCCAGACCAUUAUUCAUCCUCCACCAAACUUUACAGUUGGCACUAUGCAUUGGGACAGGUAGCGUUCUCCUGGCAUCUGCCAAACCCAGAUUCGUCCGUCGGACUGCCAGAAGGUGAAGCGUGAUUCAUCACUCAAGACAACGCGUUUCCACUGCUCCAGAGUCCAAUUGCGGCAAGCUUUACACCACUCCAGCCGACGCUUGACAUUGCGCAUGUUGAUCUUAGGCUUGUGUGCGGCUGCUCGGCCAUGGAAAUCUUUUUCAUGAAGCUCCCGACUAACAGUUCUUGUGCUGGCGCUGCUUCCAGAGGCAGUUCGGAACUCGGUAGUGAGUGUUGCAACAGACGAUUUUUAGACUCUACACGCUUCAGCAUUCAGCGGUCCCAUUCUGUGAGCUUGUGUGGCCUACCAAUUCGCGGCUGAGCUGUUAUUGCUCCUUGACGUUGCCACUUCACAAUAACAGCACUUAUAGUUGACCGGGGCAGCUCUAGCAGGGCAUAAAUUUGAACAACUAACUUAUUGGAAAGGUGGCAUUCUGUGUCGGUGACACGUUGAAAGUCACUGAGCUCUUCAGUAAGGCCAUUCUACUGCCAUUGUUAACUAUGGAGAUUGCAUGGCUGUUUGAUCAAUUUUAUACACCUGUCAGCAACGGGUGUGUCUGAAAUGUCUACAUACUUACAGUUGAAGUCGGAAGUUUACAUACAGGGAUGUAGCUCAGUUGAUAGAGCAUGGCGUUUGCAACACCAGGGUUGUGGGUUCGAUUCCCACGGGGGGCCAGUAUAAAAAGAUAUGUAUUCACUAACUGUAAGUCGCUCUGGAUAAGAGCGUCUGCUAAAUGACUAAAAAUGUUUUUAAAAAAAAUACACCUUAGCCAAAUACAUUUAAACUCAGUUUUCACAAUUCCUGACAUUUAAUCCUAGAAAACAAUCCCUGUCUUAGGUAAGUUAGGAUCACCACUUUAUUUUAAGAAUGUGAAAUGUCAGAAUGAUAGUAGUUUUUCAGCUUUUAUUUCUUUCAUCACAUUCCCAGUGGGUCAGAAGUUUACAUACGCUCAAUUAGUAUUUGCCUUUAAAUUGUUAAACUUGGGUCAAACGUUACGGGUAGCCUUCCACAAGCUUCCCACAAUAAAUUUGGUGAAUUUUGGCCCAUUCCUCCUGACAGAGCUGGUGUAACUGAGUCAGGUUUGUAGGCCUCCUUGCCCGCAUACGCUUUUUCAGUUCUGCCCACAAAUUUUCUAUAGGAUUAAGGUCAGGGCUUUGUGAUGGCCACUCCAAUACAUUGACUUUGUUGUCCUUAAUUCAUUUUGCCACAACUUUGGAAGUAUGCUUGGGGUCAUUGUCCAUUUGGAAGACCCAUUUGCGACCAAGCUUUAACUUCCUCACUGAUGUAUUGAGAUGUUGCUUCAAUAUAUUCACAUAAUUUUCCUUCCUCAUGAUGCCAUCUAUUUUGUGAAGUGCAUCAGUCCCUCCUGCAGCAAAGCACCCCCACAGCAUGAUGCUGCCACUCCCGUGCUUCACGGUUGGGAUGGUGUUCUUCGGGCUUGCAAGCCCCCCUUUUUACCUCCAAACAUAACGAUGGUCAUUAUAGCCAAACAGUUCUAUUUUUGUUUCAUCAGACCAGAGGACAUUUCUCAACAAAAAAACGAACUUUGUACCCAUGUGCAGUUGCAAACCGUAGUCUGGUUUUUUAUUGUGGUUUUGGAGCAGUGGCUUCUUCCUUGCUGAGCGGCCUUUCAGGUUAUGUCGAUAUAGGACUCGUUUUACUGUGGAUAUAGAUACUUUGUACCUGUUGUUUCCUCAAGCAUCUUCACAAGAUCCUUUGCUGUUGUUCUGGGAUUGAUUUGCACUUUUCGCAUCAAAGUACGUUCAUCUCUAGGAGACAGAACCCGUCUCCUUCCUGAGCGGUAUGACAGCUGCGUGGUCCCAUGGUGUUUAUACUUGCGUACUAUUGUUUGUACAGAUGAACGUGGUACCUUCAGGCAUUUGGAAAUUGCUCCCAAGGAUGAACCAGACUUGUGGAGGUCUACAAUUUAUUUGCUGAGGUCUUGGCUGAUUUAUUUUGAUUUUCCCAUGAUGUCAAGCAAAGAGGCACUGAGUUUGAAGGUAGGCCUUGAAAUACAUCCACAGGUACAACACCAAUUGACUCAAAUUAUGUCAAUUAGCCUAUCAGAAGCUUGUAAAGCCAUGACAUCAUUUUCUGGAAUUUUCCAAGCUGUUUAAAGGCAGAGUCAACUUAGUGUAUGUAAACAUCUGACCCACUGGAAUUGUGAUACAGUGAAUUUGAAUCUGUCUGUGAACAAUUGUUGGAAAAAUGACUUGUGUCAUGCACAAAGUAGAUGUCCUAACCGACUUGCCAAAACUAUAGUCUGUUAACAAGAAAUGUGUGGUUGAAAAACGAGUUUUAAUGACUCAAGUGUAUGUAAACUUCCGACUUCAACUGUAUACAGUACCAGCCAAAAGUUUGGACACACCUACUCAUUCAACGGUUUUUCUUUAUUUUUACUAUUUUCUACAUUGUAGAAUAAUAGUGAAUACAUCCAAACUAUGAAAUAACAGAUAUGGAAUCAUGUAGUAACCAAAACAAGUGUUAAACAAAUAUAUUUUAUAUUUGAUAUUCUUCAAAGUAGCCACCCUUUGCUGAAUUGACAGUUUUGCACACUCUUGGCAUUCUCUCAACCAGCUUCAUGAGGUUGUCACCUGGAAUGCAUUUCAAUGAACUGAUGUGCCUUGUUAAAAGUGAACUUGUGGAAUUUCUUUCCUCCUUAAUGCAGUUGAGCCAAUCAAUGUGUUAUGACAAGGUAGGGGUGGGUACCUAUUUGGUAAAAGACCAAGUCCAUAUUAUGGCAAGAAAAGCUCAAAUAAGCAAAGAGAAACUACUGUCCAUCAUUAUUUUAAGACUUGAAGGUCAGUCAACACGGAAAAUGUCAAGAACUUUUCAAGUUUCUUCAAGUGCAGUCAGAAAAACCAUCAAGCGCUAUGAUGAAACUGGCUCUCAUGAGGACCGCCACAGGAAAGGAAGACCCAGAGUUACCUCUGCUUCAGAGGAUAAGUUAAUUAGAGGUACCAGCCCCAGAAAUUUUAGCCCAAAUAAAUGCUUCACAUAGUUCAAGAAACAGACACAUCUCAACAUCAACUGUUCUGACGAGAUUGCGUGAAUCAGGCCUUCAUGGUCAAAUUGCUGCAAAGAAACCACUACUAAAGGACACCAAUAAGAAGAAGAGACUUGCUUGGGCAAAGAAACACGAGCAACGGACAUUAGACCGGUGGAAAUCUGUCUUUUGGUCUGAUGAGUCCAAAUUAGAGAUUUUUGGUUCCAACUGCCGUGUCUUUGUGAGACGCAGAGUAGGUGAACGGAUGAUUUCUGCAUGUGUGGUUCCCACCGUGAAGCAUGGAGGCGGUGUGAUGGUGUGGGGGUGCUUUGCUGGUGACACUGUCUGUGAUUUAUGUAUUAUUCAAGGCACACUUAACCAGCAUGGCUACCACAGCAUUCAGCAGCAAUACGCCAGCCCAUCUGAUUCGCGCUUAGUGGGACUAUCAUUUGUUUUCCAACAGGACAAUGACCGACCACCUCCAGGGUGUGUAAGGGCUAUUUGAACAAGAAGGAGAGUGAUGGAGUACUGUAUCAGACGACCUCCACAAUCACCCGACCUUAACCCAAUUGAGAUGGUUUGGGAUGAGUUGGAACGCAAAGUGAAGGAAAAUCUAUCUAUCUAUCUAUCUAUCUAUCUAUCUAUCUAUCUAUCUAUCUAUCUAUCUAUCUAUCUAUCUAUCUAUCUAUCUAUCUAUCUAUCUAUCUAUCUAUCUAUCUAUCUAUCUAUCUAUCUAUCUAUCUAUCUAUCUAUCUAUCUAUCUAUCUAUCUAUCUAUCUAUCUAUCUAUCUAUCUAUCUAUCUAUCUAUCUAUCUAUCUAUCUAUCUAUCUAUCUAUCUAUCUAUCUAUCUAUCUAUCUAUCUAUCUAGCUAUCUAUCUAUCUAUCUAUCUAGACCUCCACAAGUCUGGUUCAUCUUUGGGAGCAAUUUCCAAACGCCUGAAGGUACCACGUUCAUCUGUACAAACAAUAUUACGCAAGUAUAAACACCAUAGGACCACACAGCUGUCAUACCGCUCAGGAAGGAGACGCGUUCUGUCUCCUAGAGAUUAAUGUACUUUGGUGCGAAAAGUGCAAAUCAAUCCCAGAACAACAGCAAAGGACCUUGUGAAGAUGCUGGAGGAAACAGGUACAAAAGUAUCUAUAUCCACGGUAAAACGGUCAUGUCCUAUAUCGACAUGACCUGAAAGGCCGCUCAGCAAGGAAGAAGCCACUGCUCCAAAACUGCCAUAAAAAAGCCAGACUACGGUUUGCAACUGCACAAUGGGACAAAGAUCGUACUUUUUGGAGAAAUGUCCUCUCGUCUGAUGAAACAAAAAUAGAACUGUUUGGCCAUAAUGAACAUUGUUAUGUUUGGAGGAAAAAGGCGGUCGCUUGCAAGCCGAAGAACACCAUCCCGGGGGUGGCAGCAUCAUGCUGUGGGGGUGCUUUGCUGCAGGAGGGACGGGUGCACUUCACAAAAUAGAUGGCAUCAUGAGGAAGGAAGAUUAGGUGGAUACAUCUCAAGACAUCAGUGAGGAAGUUAAAGCUUGGUCGCAAAUGGGUCUUCCAAAUGAACAAUGACCCCAAGCAUACUUCCAAAGUUGUGACAAAAUGGCUUAAGGACAACAAAGUCAAGGUAUUGGAGUGGCCAUCACAAAGCCCUGACCUCAAUCCUAUAGAACAUUUGUGGGCAGAACUGAAAAAACAUGUGCGAGCAAGGAGGCCUACAAACCUGACUCAGUUACAUCAGCUCUGUCAGGAGGAAUGGGCCAAAAUUCACCCAACGUAUUGUGGGAAGCUUGUGGAAGGCUACCCGAAACGUUUGACCCAAGUUAAACAAUUUAAAGGCAAUGCUACCAAAUACUAAUUGAGUGUAUUUCUGAAACACUGGGAAUGUGAUGAAAUAAAUAAAUCAUUCUCUCUACUAUUAUUAUGACAUUUCACAUUCUUAAAAUAAAGUGGUGAUCCUAUCUGAGGGGAAUUUUUACUAGGAUUAAAUGUCAGGAAUUGUGAAAAACUGAGUUUAAAUGUAUUUGGCUAAGGUGUAUGUAAACUUCCGACUUCAACUGUAUCUAUCUAUCUAUCUAUCUAUCUAUCUAUCUAUCUAUCUAUCUAUCUAUCUAUCUAUCUAUCUAUCUAUUUAUUAUUGUAUUUAUCAUUACCUUAGAUACUUUAUAAAUAUGCAUUUAAGUGAUAUAUUGUAGGCCCAAAUCCUAACGCCUAGGUGGGUGUGUGUGUGUGUGUGUAACUCAAGUUGUUGCACAGAUCUUCCGUUGACAUCAAUGCAUGAUUUAUACCAAAGUCCAAAUUUAGUGCACACAUUUCAAGUUAGGAUUCAGCCCAACAUCAAUCCCAUUCUACUACUACUACUGACCACAAUAUCAUUCAACUCAGCCCAAUGUUUUUCAUACAGCCCAUUUGACAAUAAAAUGGAAUGGAAUGAUGUGUUUAUUUCCUUAACCCAUUUCUACUGGUGGGUAUGACUGCACGAUUGGAGUAUAUGGAGGACCAGCUGCUGUCACGGAAAUGAGGGAUGUCAUCCAAGUAACCCAACAAGAAUGAGGAGAUGCAUUGAGUAUAGAAGAGUCUUCCUGUCAAGAAUGUAACAGUAAAAACACAGGUCCUGUCAAUAUUGAAUUUCCAUGAUGUAAAUGACCCAAAACAAUAUGUAAUGUAGAAUAUCUUAUUUCAGCGCAUGAAUGUUUACAUGCACUGGACUUAAGUCAUGUCAAGCACAUCCAUACUUAAUGUAGAGGUAAGCACAGGCAACUAGAAAGUACAGCCAUUGUUGAUAACUUAAAACUCCAAUAUCGAACUUUUUGGG